This is a messenger RNA of Coregonus sp. 'balchen', 47840 nucleotides long. Lineage: Eukaryota; Metazoa; Chordata; Actinopteri; Salmoniformes; Salmonidae. The record is from the annotation of a GenBank genome assembly.
AUGAGUGUUUCAUCUGCUCCGGUACAGUAUGGAAUCGGUAAUGGAUACGAGACCGUGCGCUACCUGAUGCCCGUUCAGCAGGCGAUUCAGCAGCAGCAGAUGCAGUAUGUGCUGGUCAACCAACCCUCCCAGGUUAUGCAGCAGAUGGUGUCACCUGUAUGUUUGCAGAAUAUCCAGAGGGUCAGUGUAAAUAGUUCAGAACAAUCGGACAUCUACCGACAACAAAUUGUAGAGGUGAGUUUUACAAUACACUGUAUGAUGAAUAUUGAUUUUGUAAAGAAAUAGGCAUAGUGCCUAUAAGAGUAUAACAGUUUAACAUUCAAUAAUAUUAUAAAAUGUAUCUUAAGGACGUAGAGAACUGUUUACAAUUCGGCAUCAUCUCUUAGGCUACUUAUGAUCACUUGGGGACCUUAAGAGAAUCCACCAUCUAUGGGCAAAUAAAGAGAACAGCAUGUCAGUGCAGGUCCACAUGACAGGUCUAUCAUAAUCCGCCCAUUGUGUAUUGUCCCAACCAUUCGUUCUUUCUUUGAUGAUCCUGUACAGGAAAAGCCACAUGCUUGUUUGUGAUAGUGAUUUGGCAAUAAGGGAGCAACCAUUUGCUCCAGUAUAACCCUGCACCUGAGAAAAGCAAACAGAUGAAUGAAGCAUCAUUUCCUGAAUGCUUGUCCACAGGGUACUUAUGUUAUGGAGCGAGCCUCUCCUAGUCAAGUUCAAACCAGCUGCCACACCUUAUAAUAAAGCGACUUCUUAUGCCCCUCUGAUUCAACAGUCCCUGUCAUCACUCUAUCUGCAGCUGUGUUUCUCUUUGAACUUCUUCUGAAGUUCAUCUUCUGAAGUGCUACGUAAAUUGAAGUGUUUUUUCUUUAAGAUUGAAUGUGUAACGUAACUAAUUACAGUGGCAUGUCCAGAACAUUUUGAAUGGUGUUGCCAAGGUUGGGCACAGACCCAGUUUAGGGGGGCCAUAUCAUUUUGAACCUUAAUCGAUGCAAGGUGGAUUUUUUUCAAUAUAAUUAUGAUGGUUCAACGAAUUAAAAGAUUUGGUACAGUUCCCUGUUCAAAUACAUCAAUUUAAUUCCAAAAGUAUUGUUACAGUGUUUGCAUUCAAGGUCAGGAAUUGAUAUAAGGGUAUUAGCAUAAUGCGAAUCAUACCGUGACAUUCGGGGAGUCUCUAUUUUUUUUAAACGGGACCUCCUACGUAGUUGGUUCGUGCACACAAGCAUAAGGAGAGGGAUGAGGGCGUCGAGUUGCAGAAAAAGGUCUGUCAUCAUUGUCAAAAGCACAAGAGAUACAGGUGCUGUUAGAUUGCAAUAUAAUAUUUCUGCCCGUUUGGAACAGUGUAACAACACUAAAUAAAUUAUAAGUAAUACCAGAGAGUCUGUCAUGUAAAGCCUUUUAUUACAGCAUAGCAAAGUUGAAAAACAGCCGGAUUUUUGAAAUUGUUUUAUCCGACAUUUUGCGGUUGUAGUAGGAUAUUAAACAAACACACAAAAAUAGGCAACAGAAGCAGGAACAGAAGCAUAGUGCUGAUAGGACUCAACUCUGACUGAGGGCAGCAUCUAUCUGUAGUCUAAACUGGCACACAUUUUGGGAUUUUUCACACCCAGCUAUUAAACUAUCCUUUUGUAAAUUAAUGGAGGUGUGAAUGUUUCUGUCCAAGGCUCUCUUCUCUUGCACUAGAGUCCUGCAUCGGGCAAAAAAAUCAGCAGGUGGGUGGUUCCGGAGUUGAUAGAGAACUUGGGAAAAUACAAUGGCGCAAUUACACUUGACAGGAUACUUGUGCCUUACAGCCAUUACAUAAACGAAGAGUGGGUGUUAUCCACCACAGAGUGGGACAGUGCAGCUCAAAACUGCAGAUAACAUAAGGCCAGCUAUUGAGAAAAUAAUAGGAUACUAGGCGGUAACCCGCAAGAACAAUGUCUAAUUGCUGACACAAAAAAGCAAUGUUUGGGGGCGAGUGGAUGAGUGUUCCACCAACACACUCAUCCAACAUAUUACUACUUUAGUCAAAAAUUAUCUACAAAUGUUUCGCUAAACAAGUGGAUUAUUUAUCUUAAGGCUUUCCUAUUCUGAAUGAAUGAUUAUAUUGAAGAUAGAAGCUGCCUCUUAAUGAGUUCUGAGAGCUGAUCCAUUACCCAACAAAAUAACAUCAAUUUAUUUAACCUAAUUGUUUUAAUGACUACAGACAGUAGGUUAUUAUUCCUCUUUUCAGCAUUUGGCUAAAAAGAAACCAUGCCAUGAAUUAAAAACAAUAUAUUUUUAUUUUCACAAUGCAAUGCGACAAAUUGACAACUCAAAUCGCUUUAAAGAGCCUUCUAAUAUUAGACAACAAAUAAAUAUACUAAAACAAUAACUUCAAAAACAGUCCAUUCAUCACUGGAUUUCUUUAAAUUGCUGUGCAGGAAAAGGAUAUCAUCCACCGUGCCUGGUCGCAGGCUCGCAGCUGGCUUCUCUCUGAAACCUCAAAUCUAUCUGUAGGUGAACCAUACAAUUACCAAGUGGACAGUAGGCCUCUUGAAGCAUAGAGAGAAUCAACAAGAUCCACAAGUAGGGUGCUAAGGGGUAACUAGCCCCCUGGGGUAACUGCCCCCAGGGUAUCCUUUUCCUGCACAGCAAUUUAAAGAAAUCCAGUGAUGAAUGGACUGUUUUUGAAGUUAUUGUUUUAGUAUAUUUAUUUGUUGUCUAAUAUUAGAAGGCUCUUUAAAGCGAUUUGAGUUGUCAAUUUGUCGCAUUGCAUUGUGAAAAUAAAAAUAUAUUGUUUUUAAUUCAUGGCAUGGUUUCUUUUUAGCCAAAUGCUGAAAAGAGGAAUAAUAACCUACUGUCUGUAGUCAUUAAAACAAUUAGGUUAAAUAAAUUGAUGUUAUUUUGUUGGGUAAUGGAUCAGCUCUCAGAACUCAUUAAGAGGCAGCUUCUAUCUUCAAUAUAAUUAUUCAUUCAGAAGGUUAAACCCAUAGGUCUUAGGCCUGCAGUAAAUUACAUUUAUUUUUUAGGUUAUAAUAAUCCAUGCCUUCUGGGAAUGUUAUAAAGUCCAAAAGUUAUGGGUGGAGUUAGAAGUUGGCUGUCAGAAGUAUUACAAUGUAAAUUAACAUUUAAUCCGUCUGUCUGCAUAUUUCAAGACAUGGCAUAUAAGGGUGCAGUGAGAUACCGCAUUGGUUGGAUGAUACUUUUCUCAUCAAUCAUCUUGAAAAAACGUAUACUCAAUGCUUUAUUAUCCAAAUGUUGAAAGUGCAUGUGCGACAGAGAGAAACAAAAUGGUGCAGCUUGAGGCCAUGUGGCAGAGAGUGAUGCGGGCGCUGGAGAUGGGGGGGUGUGAGCAGGUGGGUCUUGGCAGGUGUGAUGUAGUUGUCGUUUGUAUGUGUAUGUUUUGUAUUGUCAAAAUAAUAAUAAUACAAUACAAAACAAAGGAAAAAUGACAAGCUUGCAACAUGCAUCUGAUUAUUCAUUAUGAAUAGGAUUUAUUUGAUUUAUUUCGUUUACAUUCUUCAUUGUAACCACAAUGUCACAAAUAAUUGAACACAUACACACACAACAUGAGCAGAUUAACUUGGUCAAAACAUUUCUUUAUUAAAGACGAUCAGAAAGAAUGUUGGUACUUAUUUAUUUUUAUCCAAAGCCACUAAUGAUUGAGUCACUCAGCUUUAUGCUGACAAAUAUAGCUUUAUGCUGAAAAAUAGCCUACUAAAUAGCCACGCCUAAACAAAUAUAUUAAAUUACCUAAAUAAAGUAGGCCGCGCGUAGCCGGCCGCGACCGGGAGACCCAUGGGGCGGCGCACAAUUGGCCAAGCGUUGUCCAGGGUAGGGGAGGGAAUGGCCGGCAGGGAUGUAGCUCAGUUGGUAGAGCAUGGCGUUUGCAACGCCAGGGUUGUGGGUUCGAUUCCCACGGGGGGCCAGUAUGAAAAAAUAAAUAAAUAAUGUAUGCACUAACUGUAAGUCGCUCUGGAUAAGAGCGUCUGCUAAAUGACUAAAAUGUAAAUGUAAAAUGUAAUAAAUAAAAUAAAUUAAGUAGCUCAUGUCUUGAAAAUAUGGGCAACCUUUUUCCUCUCCAGAAUGACGCAAUUUACCACAAUCUGCCACCAUCUACCAUAAACUGUCGCGACAUAAGCUCGAAACCUUUAAUUGAGGAACCACUGUGUGCAUGGGCAUUUUUUAUGGGCUUUAUAGUAAAGCCAUGUAAUUGAACUGUUUUAGCUUUUAAUGUGUCAUGAACACAACCAGUCAUGAUGUUUUCAUCUGAUUUGUCAAACAAAUCACUUCAAAAAGUAGGUUAAGUAGGUUACUUGCGCACAUUUGUCUACUCCAAAAUAAAUCCAGCAUCUGUACAGUGGGCUGUGCACCCGCCAUUUGAAUGGAAAGGGACAUCUAUUACAAACACCAUACGUGUAAUGACAUUCAGCCUACAAAGUGGCAUGUAUUCAUGGAUGCCAAGGGAAGCCAGUCUUUCCCCCCCAAAAAAUUACAAUAAAAAAUAAACAAACCUAUAAAAUGAUUUCUCAUUCUUGUCUAUCCGCGUUUCAUAAUUUUCCUUCAAUUGGCAAGAGGCAGCAACUACAGUGGAGAGAACAAGUAUUUGAUACACUGCUGAUUUUGCAGGUUUUCUUACUUACAAAGCAUGUAGAGGUCUGUAAUUUUUAUCAUAGGUACACUUCAACUGUGAGAGAUGGAAUCUAAAACAAAAAUCCAGAAAAUCACAUUGUAUGAUAUUUAAGUAAUUAAUUUGCAUUUUAUUGCAUGACAGAAAUAUUUGAUACAUCAGAAAAGCAGAACUUAAUAUUUGGUACAGAAACCUUUGUUUGCAAUUACAGAGAUCAUACGUUUCCUGUAGGUCUUGACCAGGUUUGCACACACUGCAGCAGGGAUUUUGGCCCACUCCUCCAUACAAACCUUCUCCAGAUCCUUCAGGUUUCGGGGCUGUCGCUGGGCAAUACAGACUUUCAGCUCCCUCCAAAGAUUUUCAAUUGGGUUCAGGUCUGGAGACUGGCUAGGCCACUCCAGGACCUUGAGAUGCUUCUUACGGAGCCACUCCUUAGUUGCCCUGGCUGUGUGUUUCGGGUCGUUGUCAUGCUGGAAGACCCAGCCAUGACCCAUCUUCAAUGCUCUUACUGAGGGAAGGAGGUUGUUGGCCAAGAUCUCGCAAUAAAUGGCCCCAUCCAUCCUCCCCUCAAUACGGUGCAGUCGUCCUGUCCCCUUUGCAGAAAAGCAUCCCCAAAGAAUGAUGUUCCCACCUCCAUGCUUCACGGUUCGGAUGGUGUUCUUGGGGUUGUACUCAUCCUUCUUCUUCCUCCAAACACGGCGAGUGGAGUUUAGACCAAAAAGCUAUAUUUUUGUCUCGUCAGACCACAUGACCUUCUCCCAUUCCUCCUCUGGAUCAUCCAGAUGGUCAUUGGCAAACUUCAGACGGGCCUGGACAUGCGCUGGCUUGAGCAGGGGGACCUUGCGUGCACUGCAGGAUGUUAAUCCAUGACGGCGUAGUGUGUUACUAAUGGUUUUCUUUGAGACUGUGGUCCCAGCUCUCUUCAGGUCAUUGACCAGGUCCUGCCGUGUAGUUCUGGGCUGAUCCCUCACCUUCCUCAUGAUCAUUGAUGCCCCACGAGGUGAGAUCUUGCAUGGAGCCCCAGACCGAGGGUGAUUGACCGUCAUCUUGAACUUCUUCCAUUUUGUAAUAAUUGCGCCAACAGUUGUUGCCUUCUCACCAAGCUGCUUGCCUAUUGUCCUGUAGCCCAUCCCAGCCUUGUGCAGGUCUACAAUUUUAUCCCUGAUGUCCUUACACAGCUCUCUUGUGGAGAGGUUGGAGUCUGUUUGAUUGAGUGUGAGAACAGGUGUCUUUUAUACAGGUAACGAGUUCAAACAGGUGCAGUUAAUACAGGUAAUGAGUGGAGAACAGGAGGGCUUCUUAAAGAAAAACUAACAGGUCUGUGAGAGCCAGAAUUCUUACUGGUUGGUAGGUGAUCAAAUACUUAUGUCAUGCAAUAAAAUGCAAAUUAAUUACUUAAAAAUCAUACAAUGUGAUUUUCUGGAUUUUUGUUUUAGAUUCCGUCUCUCACAGUUGAAGUGUACCUAUGAUAAAAAUUACAGACCUCUACAUGCUUUGUAAGUAAGAAAACCUGCAAAAUCAGCAGUGUAUCAAAUACUUGUUCUCUCCACUGUAGUUGCUGCCUCUUGCCAAUUUAUUUAACCAGAGAAAGCAUCCGAGCAAGGGAAACAGCGGCAUACUGAGAGACUGAGGAGUUAUUUGCAAAUUAUCUUUGUUUAGGUUAUUCUAUAGGUUAUAACAUUUAAAUGUUUUACAUUUAAGUCAUUUAGUAGACGCUCUUAUCCAGAGCGAUUUACAGUUAGUGCAUUCAUUUUAAGAUAGCUAGGUGGGACAACCACAUAUCACAGGCAUAGUAAGUACACUUUCCUUCAAUAAAGUAGCUAUCAGCAAAGUCAGAGCUAGAAAAGGGAGGGGGGUGGGGGUCAAGUGCAAUUGUGUUGGUUCAGGAUUAUGAGGAGGGUUAUUAUUUAAGAUAAUCUUUGAAGAGGUAGGGUUUCAGGUGCUUUCGGAAGAUGGGCAGGGACUCUGCUGUCCUAGCUUCAGGGGGAAGCUGGUUCUACCAUUGGGGUGCCAGGACAGAGAAGAGCAUGGACUGGGCUGAGAGGGAGGGCCAAGAGACCAGAGGUGGCAGAACGGAGUGCUCGGUUUGGGGUGUAGGGUUGAGCAUAGCCUGAAUGUAGGGAGGGGCAGUUCCUCUUGCUGCCUUGUAGGUAAGCACCAUGGUCUUGUAGUGGAUGCGAGCUUCGACUGGAAGCCAGUGGAGUGUGCGGAGGAGCGGGGUGACAUGGGAGAACUUUGGAAGGUCUUGGGAAGGUCACUGUGUGUUGUGACAUUGCAUUCAACAUAUUUUAAGAAGGCAAUGAAGCAUUCAUGAAGUCCAAGAUCAAAACGCUUCAGGGCGUACUACCAUAGACUUACUACAGGGAUUCAGUUGAUUUCCUUUCUCACUGAAUCACAUGGAACACAUCCAUUAAUCUCUACUGAUUGUCAGGUGCAUUAUGGGUGGAGGACAGAUCCAGGAGUUAUGUCUGCCAGCUUGAUGUUCAUAAUCACACCAUACCUAUGCAUUUUAUUGUACCUGGAAUAGGUGGGGAUUGAAAGACAGAAUUAUAGGUUUCUUACUUUCUUCAUACUCUAACUAAAAACCACGGCACUCUUCUGUGAAAGUUUCCUCUUAAAAAGGUAUUUGGAUUUAAAGUGGUGUGUCAAACCAAAUGUCAGUUAGCUUUGUUGCCCUGAGGGACCAAGAUAAUCACUAACCUUCUAAUGUUCUUUUUGCAUGAAUCUGGAAAAUGUAGGCUAGUUAGUAGACAGCUCUGCUUCGCGUGCACACAGGAACUUUCUCUCAUCUCCUAAAUUAGUUCACUUUGUGUUCUCAUGAAUGAAAUGAAAGGUGAUAUUGUCAUUUAUCAGAAUAGUGUGGCAUGAUUACAACCACAUCUUUAAAUUGGACCCCAAUCCAAAAUGGUAGGUCAGACAACUGAAGCAAGAGACGUGCCGAAACUUUGGUUAGGUACCCAUUAAAUUGUUGGGAGCAUAUUUAGAGUGUGCAAGUUUCUUUCUUUCUAUAUAGUUUACCCUCCGUCAGUCAGCACCUCUACAAACAUAGAAAUUAGCAAACAAGACACUAGUUUGAGAGGAAAAUAAAGUUUUCUAUGAAAAUUAUCGGAUUAUUUAGCUAUUGGUUUCUAGGAACCAACCGAUCAGAGACAGCAGAUGUAGGUGGGCGUGGCCACCCCCCCCGGUUUGCACACCUUUGAUGUUCAGAUGGGAACAGUAAUAGUUGGAAUAGUAACUGAAGUUUAGACACUGACUGUAGGCCUCACAUGUUGCCUAUUUUAAUAUUAACUCCUGCAGAAUUAAGUGUUUCUUGCUGUAAAAUUAUAAACCAAAUGUUAAUUUUGUCUCAGGAACAGGAGUGGAGAAAUAUUAUUUCUUUCUUUCAGCAUCUUGAGAGAAUGUGAAUGGAUGCGCAGUUAGGUACAGUGUUGUGUAGCCUAAGUAGAAGUGAAAAUGUUUUCAUCUACAUAAAAGGUGACAGUAUUUCAUUUUCAACACAUAAAAUAUACAUCCAAUGAAGGAUCGUUUUCACAGCUUUUAAUUUCCUUUAAAACCGGCCAAACUGACAUUUGGAAAUUCUGCACGGACAACCUCCCCGGUACCUAAAGGUCCUCACUCCGCAAGAGAAGCAGAAAUUAAAGAAAAAACUUUACCAAUGUCAACUAGAUUAUUGAUGAUGCAUUCAUUCUAUCGAUGUAUGCAAUUUUUCUGGCAAGGCUUUAUGUAGUAUUCUAGAGAAGGGGUUUUCAAACUUUUCUUUGCCUGGGCGGGUGACCCCCUUUCCCCAAAAAAUUCUGCCGCCCCUGCAACCUAUGAGUGCUUCCUGAAUGUUUGACAGCAGUUGUGUGGCCCUGGAGGCCGGGGUUUAAUUAGCCCUGUCUUAGAGUAUCCACGGUUGGACUGUUUAGACCCCCCCCCCCCCCCCCCCCCCCCCCCCCCCCCUUUGUGGAACCCUUGCAGUGCCUUUAGGGGUCUGCGAACCCCAGUUUGAAAACCUCUCUUCUAGAGCAACAAGUAGAGCAUUUCAGUAGAGUUAGUUAUCUGGUUAGAUAGAUCUGUUUCUGUUUUCGCUAACAGCAGAGUUGGAUCUGAAUACCAGGCAGAGAGUUACUAAAUAUGUAUUGUCAGGUACAAACAUGUAGUCUACUCUUUUAUAAAAACACCAUCAGGAAUGACUUUCAUAUUUUAUCACUGUUUGUCUUUAGGCAACCUGCCUGAGGUAACAUCAGGGGUAUAACAUCAAAACAUAUGGUGAAUGUCUAAGAGAUCAGUUAGCUAAGCAGCCUCUGUAGUGGCAUGCUGAUAUAGACUGAAGAAUGUUUCUAUGUCAAACUUGGGUUUUGCAAAUAGGCAGCAGCCAGUGUAAUUGCCAUUUGGAUGUAGACAGCUUCUCUCAGUCUCUGGCGUGUGUUCCCAUGCUAGACUAACUGCCAUUGGUCUGCAGCCAGCCCAGCGAUGAGAAUGACUGGGUUUGGCAUUUUAUUGGCACUCUGCUGCCCUUGAUGAUGAAGAUGGGACUACAACCUAGAGGGGUGCUGUACUCUUACCUCUAAUUUCAGUUGAUCGCUCGAGAACUGUUUAAAGGUGUGUGUGUGUGUGUGUGUGUGUGUGUGUGUGCAGGACAACUGGCCUCAUAAUGAUUAUUUUUUAUAUAGAUCCCUUUUAUUUGCAUAUAUCUGUGUCCUGUUUACCUUGUCCCUUCACAUUCCUCAUUCCUGUGAGGUCCCUCCAGUGUCACAUGGGCAGACUAUUAGAAAGUUCUACACAGGCAGGGUAAAAAUACCAUGUCUGUACUAUUACAGUGUAACACUGAUGCCCUGGGCCCUGGUUCACACACAGGGCCUUUAUAGAUAAGGCAAUGAAGUCUAAAAUGACCUGACACACUUCCAGGUGUAGCCAUGAUAAUGCAUUGCCUUUACGUAUUAGAUUACAGAUGGAUUGAUGGUUAAACAGGAUUCCUGUCUCAGAUUCUAUAAUAAGAUAGAUUUGUUCGAAGGGUUUUUUAUGCGGAUCAAAUUGUAUGUGAUACAAAGCAGAUACACGUGAGAUUUUCACUAGAUGUACGGUUGUGUCUGGGUUAGUAAGGGCUUUCUUAAGAACAUUUAGGAAUUGGAAAGAGAGUGUUGUGUUUUACUUAGGCCUGAUCAAUGACUAUAGGAUCAAAGUAGUCUGUGUUUAGUAAUUUACCACUACAGUAUAUAGACUAUAGUAAAUAAUAUGUAGUGCACACACAGAGACGGAAAGCUGGUUCAGUUCAGGUGUCAUUGAUAUGGCUGGGUGUGUAGUGGGGUUUAAGAUACAUUGACUGAUUUGGGCAGUCUCCUAACAGCAAUCCUAUAAUAAUAAUAAUAUAGCCCAUGUGCAUGCAAUCAAACACAGUAAAAUAUAAGUUUGUUUCUGCAUUCUUCUAUAGCACAGCUAACACUCUGCCUUUCUCUUUCUUUUAUCUGCUUCUCCCUGCUUUACCACAGUUUCUCCUGCUUUACUAUCACUCUCACUCUCCUAUAGCAUUACCUCAUUACAUUUACGUCAUUUAGCAGACGCUCUUAUCCAGAGCGACUUACAGUUAGUGCAUACAUUAUUCAUAUUUUUUUUUUUCAUACCCCAUGGGAAUCGAACCCACAACCCUGGCGUUGCAAACGCCAUGCUCUACCAACUGAGCUACCUCCCUGCCGGCCAUUCCCUCCCCUACCCUGGACGACGCUGGGCCAAUUGUGCGCCGCCCCAUUGGUCUCCCGGUUGCGGCCGGCUACAGCAGAGCCUGGAUUCAAACCAGGAUCUCUAGUGGCACAGCUAGCACUGCGAUGCAGUGCCUUAGACCACUGCAACACUCGGGAGACUAGUUGAACUCUUCUCCCACACACUCUCUGCAGCCUGAGGUCAUAACCCUGCACUUGUGCUCUGCUUCACUUGGAGACAGAAACAGGUUGAACUAUAUGGAGGCAGAUACAGGUUGAAAUAUAUGGAGACAGAUACAGGUUGAACUAUAUGGAGACAGAUUUAGGUUGAACUAUAUGGAGACAGAUAGGUUUGACUCAAAGGGUAUAUGCAGUAUAUUUUAUAAGGUUUGACUCAAAGGGUAUAUGCAGUAUAUUUUAUAACCAUGACCUUACGGUGUGGUAACCUAUGUGUAUUUGUAUAGAGACAGAAAGGUUUCACUCAGGAUAUAAAAUGUAUGCACUCACUAACUGUAAGUCGCUCUGGAUAAGAGUGUCUGCUAAAUGACUAAAAUGUAAAUGUAAUAGUCAUCCACACCACUGUGCUUGACCUUACUGCCUUUUAACUAGGUGGGGACAGAUAGGUUUGACUCAGUGCUAUGCCUGGGCAGCAGCAGUAAGUGUUUACAGAGUCUGUUGCGUCCAGCCUCAAGUGUUUCUCUGCUCUCCAAACCGGUUAAGUUGCAGCCAGCGUCAGGGACAGUUAAUCCAAGCCUGUCACCACAGCCUCUAUCUACCACCUCCCUUUCACUGGAGAAAUCACUGGAAUGUUUGUAUGUCAGACACACCCAGCUUGGACCCAGCCCAACUCAAGGUGUCAAAAAAUAAAUAAAGCAAACCCCUCCCCUAAUGUUACAGGAAGGGGUCGCAGUUCCGGAGCGACCUACUAGGUGUCACUCACAGUCUGGACUAAUCAUUAUCUUAUUGGUGUCACCUGUGUCUACCUGUUCACCUGUGUAUUUAUGCCCUCACUUCCCUGUGUUCCCUUGCUCAGUUUUCUCUGCUAGUUUCUCUAUGUCCAGCAGUACUAUGCAGUGUCUGAUCGGAGACCUAUAAACAGGUACUUGAGAAGUGUUCUCCCUGUUUCAUUAUUUGUCUCAGUCUUAGGUAGUAUUUCGUAUUUUGGCUGUCAGCCGGUUUUUGGAGACUUAUUUGCUCCGCUUUCUUUUAUCGUGAUAAGUCCGUUAUGUUAUAUUCUGGCUUCGGGACCACCAGUAAAGAUCCUUGUUUCACCAUCUCUGUCAACUGCCUACUGUAUAUCCUGCACCGCACCUGGGUCACACCUCACACCAACCCUUACACCCAAAGUAAAAAUGUUCACAUGACUCUCCCCUUGUACUGUACAUUUUUUUGCACACCCUCAUAGAAUUAACUCAAAAUAAUGUUAAUGACCACAAAUAACAACAACUGUCGUGACCUAUAAAUGUGGAUAUCGACUUUGCCACUUCAGCAUGCUUUUGUGGUACAGUCGAUGCCACGCAGAUUGAGGGUUCACCGACCACCACGGACGAGCUCACUCUCCCUGCCUGUUACAUUAGGCCUACACUACGAUCAGAGCCAGUUGCAGACAGUGAUCAGCUAGGUGGAAAUCAGAUUUUCAACAUUUUGAUGCCAUAUUUAUAAUUAUAUAAAAUACACUGAGUAUACAAAACAUUAUAUACAUGCAUUAUUUACAUGCUAUUUUCCAGCAACAGGUUUCUGUGCCAAUGCACCACACAACCAAUAAACAAAGCAUACCGACUUUGGGUGCUUCAAUAUCAUGGUUUGCGUUUUCAGCACCACGAUAAAUAGAUUGUCAAUCUCACCAAACAGAAAAUACAUCCCUUCCUACCUUGUAGAAGGCUUGGCUUGACAAUCUCUGAAUGUCAUUACACUUUUUGGUGUUUGUAUCAGAUUCUUUCCAUUCAUCAAAUGGCUGCUGCACAGUUUGGAUUGAUUGAUUGAUUUUAUUUGUCAGUAAAAAAAAAAACAUAUAUAUAUAUAUAUAUAUAUAUAUAUAUAUAUAUAUAUAUAUAUACACACAGUACAAAGAUUUUGAAAAGUGACCGGGAUUGCACAAUAACGCCGGGGACUUAUUUCCAUUGUGGUCCCUAUUUUCUUAAACAUAAAUACAUAUACACUGAGUGUACAAAACAGAAGGAACACCUGCUCUGUGCUCCAUGACUUAGACUGACCAAGUGAAUCCACAGGAAAGCUAUGAUCCCUUAUUGAUGUCACCUGUUAAAUCCACUUCAGUCAGUGUAGAUGAAGGGGAGGAGACAGGUUAAAGAAGGAUUUUUAAGCCUUGACACGAUUGAGAAAUGGAUUGUGUAUGUGUGCCGUUCAGAGAGUGAAUGGGCAAGACAAAAGAUUUAAGUGCCUUUGAACGGGGUAUGGUAGUAGGUGCCAGGCACACCGGUUUGAGUGUGUCAAGAACUGCAACGCUGCUGAGUUUUUCACACUCAACAGUUUCCUGUGUGUAUCAAGAAUGGUCCACCACCCAAAGGACAUCCAGCCACCUUAACAGAACUGUGGGAAGCAUUGGAGUCAACAUGGGUCAGCAUCCCUGUGUAACGCUUUUGACACCUUGUAGAGUCUAUGCCCCGACGAACUGAGGCUGUUCUGAGGGCAAAAGGGGGUGCAACUCAAUAUUAGGAGGGUGUUCCUAAUGUUUUGUACACUCAGUGUACAAUUACAUAGAUACAGACACAUUAAGGCCGCUACACUGUUUACAUGCGUAGAUCUACGUGCAUGUUCUUAGGUGGAGUCGUUUUUUGGGGGCAGUGGACACCUUCCCUUGCGUUCCACCCAGAGUGGAAGUCCACCUUGUGUAGUGUAUAACUACUAGGGGACUUGGGGUGCCAGGGUAGCUUACCAAGCAAGAGGGGCCGAGGUACUCUUUUUGACUCUAGCUAGCGACGACAUUUGAAAUUCCGGAUACGGUGUUAUAUGCCUGUUUACAAAUGCUAGCUAGCUAGCUAGCUAGCUACAGUGAGGGAAAAAAGUAUUUGAUCCCCUGCUGAUUUUGUACAUUUGCCCACUGACAAAGAAAUGAUCAGUCUAUAAUUUUAAUGGUAGGUUUAUUUGAACAGUGAGGGACAGAAUAAAAACAAAAAAAUCCUGAAAAACACAUGUCAAAAAUUUUAUAAAUUGAUUUGCAUUUUAAUGAGGGAAAUAAGUAUUUGACCCCUCUGCAAAACAUGACUUAGUACUUGGUGGCAAAACCCUUUUUGGCAAUCACAGAGGUCAGGCGUUUCUUGUAGUUGGCCACCAGGUUUGCACACAUCUCAGGAAGGAUUUUGUCCCACUCCUCUUUGCAGAUCUUCUCCAAGUCAUUAAGGUUUCGAGGCUGACGUUUGGCAACUCGAACCUUCAGCUCCCUCCACAGAUUUUCUAUGGGAUUAAGGUCUGGAGACUGGCUAGGCCACUCCAGGACCUUAAUGUGCUUCUUCUUCAGCCACUCCUUUGUUGCCUUGGCCGUGUGUUUUGGGUCAUUGUCAUGCUGGAAUACACAUCCACGACCCAUUUUCAAUUCCCUGGCUAAGGGCAUUGAAAGAUUUGACGGUACAUGGCCACGUCCAUCGUCCCUUUGAUGCGGUGAAGUUGUCCUGUUCCCUUAGCAGAAAAACACCCCCAAAGCAUAAUGUUUCCACCUCCAUGUUUGAUGGUGGGGAUGGUGUUCUUGGGGUCAUAGGCACCAUUCCUCCUCCUCCAAACACGGCGAGUUGAAUUGAUGCCAAAGAGCUCCAUUUUGAUCUCAUCUGACCACAAAACUUUCACCCAGUUCUCCUCUGAAUCAUUCAGAUGUUCAUUGGCAAACUUCAGACGGGCAUGUAUAUGUGCUUUCUUGAGCAGAGGGACCUUGCGGGCGCUGCAGGAUUUCAGUCCUUCACGGCGUAGUGUGUUACCAAUUGUUUUCUUGGUGACUAUGGUCCCAGCUGCCUUGAGAUCAUUGACAAGAUCCUCCCGUGUAGUUCUGGGCUGAUUCCUCACCGUUCUCAUGAUCAUUGCAACUCCACGAGGUGAGAUCUUGCAUGGAGCCCCAGGCCGAGGGAGAUUGACAGUUAUUUUGUUUCUUCCAUUUGCGAAUAAUCGCACCAACUGUUGUCACCUUCUCACCAAGCUGCUUGGCGAUGGUCUUGUAGCCCAUUUCAGCCUUGUGUAGGUCUACAAUCUUGUCCUUGACAUCCUUGGAGAGCUCUUUGGUCUUGGCCAUGGUGGAGAGUUUGGAAUCUGAUUGAUUGAUUGCUUCUGUGGACAGGUGUCUUUUAUACAGGUAACAAACUGAGAUUAGGAGCACUCCCUUUAAGAGUGUGCUCCUAAUCUCAGCUCGUUACCUGUAUAAAAGACACCUGGGAGCCAGAAAUCUUUCUGAUUGAGAGGGGGUCAAAUACUUAUUUCCCUCAUUAAAAUGCAAAUCAAUUUAUAACAUUUUUGACAUUCGUUUUUCUGGAUUUUUUUGUUGUUAUUCUGUCUCUCACUGUUGAAAUAAACCUAUCAUUAAAAUUAUAGACUGAUAAUUUCUUUGUCAGUGGGCAAACGUACAAAAUCAGCAGGGGAUCAAAUACUUUUUUCACUCACUGUACAUGUCUGGUGUUCUAUCCUUUCAACACUACUUUAAGGAUUUAACUAGCUACAGAAGCAGAAGUAAACAUGUCUGCCUCCAAAUUGGAAGAGUUUGAACUGCUCUUACUACUUGUGAGAAAAACAAACGAGGGAGAAAAUGGCAUGUUCGUCCCUUGAACAAUACAAGACGGGAUGAAGGUCAACAUGAUGCGACCAUAUCCAGGUACGAUAUUGUAAAUGCAUGUGACUGGUAAUAUUAUAAUGUGAAAACUAUGCUAAUGUGAAUAGAAGUUGUAAUGAUAUGCCUCACAUUAAAGUGCUCUGACAUCUCAGUAGGAGGAUGGGGGCCUGUGUCCAAAGUAUAGACUAUACAGUUGUUACAGUUCACAUUUGAUAGCCUUCAUGUUCCUGUUCAACACUAAUGACAUGCUUAUUCUUCUGGCCUUGAUGAUGCCAAGAAGAUUUACAACUACCGUCACUCAAGAGCCAGAAAAAUUUCAGAGAACUGCUUUGGCAUCCAUUCUUCGAGCCCUUGAGGUUGCCCCAGAGAAAGCUGAGACCCUCCACAACUACCUACGCACCACAGACACUGACAACACAGAGUCAUCGACACAGUACAUCAACCCCACGUUUGUUGACUACUCCGCACCCACUGGGGAACUGCAUCCAGGAGAGUGGAGACAGGUGGUACAAGAGGACACCGACUUCCUGGACCCAAGAAACAUGUUGGCAGACAGGGCAACUGGAGUUGCUAUAGAUAACAUUAAGGUCUACUUCCUCACACCAGCUGGUCGGGUGUCUUUUCCAAAAUAAUGUAUCUUUAGUCUCUCUGUGUUUCAUCAUUUUCCUUCAAUUCGCAAGAUGCUGAAUGUAUCUCACAGGAGAAGGCAUCCGAGCGAGCAAAACAGCGCCCCUCUGCCUCUCUACGUGUAGGCCAUCUAUCUGAUGCUGUCUGGUCCAAAUGAGUAUGACAUUGUUGCCGCCCGUAGCAUUGAAGGCAAGGGAAGCCAGCGACCAUCUGGCCACCCUUGAUAAAAAAAAGUCUAAAAAAUUAGCCAAUCAGCGUUGAGCUAAACUGAGCGAGCUCAACUGUGAAUGGUCCUGGUGAACCAAAAAAAUUGUCAAGGGAAGCUAGCUUGGAUUUGGCGUCACUCCUAUCAAAUCCCAUUGAGAACAUACGUCAUUGACAGAAACACCUAAAUUGUUGCAUCUCGUUGUGUUGUUGUCCUCCGGUGGCUAGCUAGCCAGCUAGCUAAAAUUGUCCCUUUCCUAAAUUAGCCAUGGAUGGAGAUAGGGAUUUGGACUUGUGGUUUUACUUAAUUCUCUGUACUGGCCAAUGAUUAUAACGGUGAUUCUGAUCCAACCAUUAAUUCAUACAUUGUUGUGCCUCUGCCCUGAGAGGAUGGAAGUUCAAUAUGUAGCUAGAUGUAGAAGGCUAAUGUUAACUAGCUAACAUUGCCCAUGAAUGGAAGUUAGGCUAGCGAGCAAGCAUUUUUUAGCCAGGUAGCCUAGGACAACAAAAACAAAAAGUGUGUAAAAGAGAGGAGGAUGGCAUUGGCGUUUCUCUACAAGUAGGGUGAGUCAACAUGUUCUUCUACUUGUACGAACGCACACCCGCACGCACACACGCACACACGCAUGCACACAGAAAUCAGAACCAUAGACAGCCACAUCAUAUUUAGCUAACAUUGAUUGGACUAAAUUGUUUUUGUUAUCUUUAAGUUGUCACUGUAUUAGACUAAGCAGAGGUGAUUUGAUGAUGUUGAAGUUGAAAUGGUGCUGGAAUAGUGGAGGCAACUGUUUUCUUUGCGACUUGCAGUAACUCUCUGUGGUUCUAAAUCAAUAGUUGUUUAGUGGUCCAAAAAUGUCGGAAACAUUAACUUGUUUGACCAUGUUGUCGGUCAUGUAACUGUCUGUUACUGUACAUGCAAUAUGCUUUGUGGACUUCACUGGACAGAGGUUGCUAUCUGGUUUUGUGAUGAAAAAAAAGGUGUGGUUGAAUUUAUUCUGCCACUAUGUCUUCUUAUUGUCUCAGCCUUUAGGCUUAUAUAUCACGGUCGCAAGGCGGGGGGGGGGGGGGGUCUUGGCUUCCCCAGUGAUUUUACCCACGCACCGCUACUGUUUCCAGGAUGCUGCUAUCACACGUGGCACCCUUCAGUAAAUGUGUGUGGUUUGGAAAACGUGCACAUAUGUUCUCUUCCUCUGGGUGACUGUGUCAUAGUAGGAUCCCCUUUCAAAAGAACUUGUGUUGUGAGCUACACACUUUUUGUAAACAUGGUGGUUUUCACUGGUUUUGUUGUUUGGAUUUUGCUGUUUUUCUUAUUCACACUUUUCAAAUCACAAUAAAGACACCAUAAAGACACACUUCAUUCUCAUGUUGUUUUUGUUUGUCAUAUAUUUUUCAAAGGCUAAUACAGACUACAGGGUUUUGUAACAUGUAACAACAGAAUUAUUGUCCGACAUUAAGGAUAGACCCCCCAAGACAUUACCCUCAUCUAAAUGGCCAUUUACAACCUUGUGUUACGUGUAAGUGUCCUUUAAACCAUUUCAAUGAGGACCUUCCUGCCAUGGUACAUGGGUGAGAAUGGCUGUCUAGCUGUAGACAAUAAGAACAUUUAACAUUUUUUUUACAUUUAGCAGACGCUCUUAUCCAGAGCUACUUAGUUUUAGUGAGUGCAUACAUUUUCAUACUGGCCCCCCGUGGGAAUCAAACCCACAACCCUGGCGUUGCAAACACCAUGCUCUACCAACUGAGCUACACGGGACUACACCAAGAACACACCAUCUACAUUCAAAGCACUACAAGCUUACUGAUUGACUGCUUCAGAAUACAGUAAUAUUUUCUGCCACAAGUAUAAAUAACCAGACAAAGACAUUUGCAGACCUUUUACUAGAAAUGUAUUUAUUUAAAUGAACAAAAUAUAACAAGGAAAAUUGUGCAAUGUAAAACACAGGGUGCAAAUAAGAAGACCAUUGUGCCAAACAAAAGGAGCAUUAGGAAUGUUGUGCAAAGGGGGAAUAUGAGACGGGGAAAUAAGACAAAAUCCACAAAAGCAAACCAGUAAAUUAGCCACCACCUUAAUAUGUGAAUGAUAAAAUAAGCCAAUGACCAACAAAAAAAACAUUCUAAAUACCCAGCAACGUAACUUGUGAAUAAGAGAAAAAAACAAUACAGAAAAACAUUUUUAACACCAACAUUUGUACAAAUGUCUUUAUUACACGGGUUCAGUUUUUGGGGUGAGACGGGGGGCGGACUCAAGGUACAGAUUGAUGAUCCUGAAAAAAUGCAACGUCAUUUCCCUGACAAAUGCGAUAUGGUUGUCAGGAGGAAGACACACUAUCCAUGGUUCAAUGGUGUCAAAGAGGGCACUUGCAGGACUCUGUCGCCGUUGCUAUAUUUCCUCCACCUGCUGCAUAAUUUCAGCUUCCAAAGGACUCUCGGCUGUCUUCCUCUACCGGCCACUGGAUCUGGGUCGAGCAGAUGGGGAGGAGGUUGAUGGAGUGCUGUUGAUGUGUGUGUGCAUGUGUUAAAUAAGUAUGAAUCACCUAACCUGUUGAAAACCAUAGCUUCCUAUUGGCUCAGUCCCCCUUUGGAAUCUGGCCUGACUGGCUGUGUGGCUCCUCCACUUUGAUAGAUCAGACAGGAAACACUAUUGCUCUCUCUCUUUCUACUGGCAGUGAAGCCAAAUGAAACCAACCUGAAACUCAGAUCAGGCCAAAUACGUACAGUUGAAGUCGGAAGUUUACAUACACCUUAGCCAAAUACAUUUAAACUCAGUUUUUCACAAUUCCUGACAUUUAAUCCUAGUAAAAAUCCCCUGUCUUAGGUCAGUUAGGAUCACCACUUUAUUUUAAGAAUGUGAAAUGUCAGAAUAAUAGUAGAGAGAAUGAUUUAUUUAAGCUUUUAUUUCUUUCAUCACAUUCCCAGUGGGUCAGAAGUUUACAUACACUCAAUUAGUAUUUGGUAGCAUUGCCUUUAAAUGGUUUAACUUGGGUCAAACAUUUCGGGUAGCCUUCCACAAGCUUCCCAAAAUAAGUUGGGUGAGUUUUGGCCCAUUCCUCCUGACAGAGAUGGUGUAACUGAGUCAGGUUUUUAGGCCUCCUUGCUCGCACACGUUUUUUUCAGUUCUGCCCACAAAUGUUCUAUAGGAUUGAGGUCAGGGCUUUGUGAUGGCCACUCCAAUACCUUGACUUUGUUGUCCUUAAGCCAUUUUGACACAACUUUGGAAGUAUGUUUGGGGUCAUUGUCCAUUUGAAAGACCCAUUUGCGACCAAGCUUUAAUUUCCUGACUGAUGUCUUGAGAUGUUGCUUCAAUAUAUCCACAUAAUUUUCCUUCCUCAUGAUGCCAUCUAUUUUGUGAAGUGCACCAGUCCCUCCUGCAGCAAAGCACCCCCACAACAUGAUGCUGCCACCCCCGUGCUUCACGGUUGGGAUGGUGUUCUUCGGCUUGCAAGCCCGCCCCUUUUUCCUCCAAACAUAACGAUGGUCAUUAUGGCCAAACAGUUCUAUUGUUGUUUCAUCAGACCAGAGGACAUUUCUCCAAAAAGUACAAUAUUUGUCCCCAUGUGCAGUUGCAAACCGUAGUCUGGCUUUUUGAUGGCGGUUUUGGAGCAGUGGCUUCUUCCUUGCUGAGUGGCCUUUCAGGUUAUGUCGAUAUAGGACUAGUUUUACUGUGGAUAUAGAUAAUUUUGUACCUGUUUCCUCCAGCAUCUUCACAGGGUCCUUUGCUGUUGUUCUGGGAUUGAUUUGCACUUUUCGCACCAAAGUACAUUCAUCUCUAGGAGACAGAACGCGUCUCCUUCCUGAGCGGUAUAAUGGCUGCGUGGUCCCAUGGUGUUUAUACUUGCGUACUAUUGUUUGUACAGAUGAACGUGGUACCUUCAGGCAUUUGGAUAUUGCUCCCAAGGAUGAACCAGACUUGUGGAGGUCUACAAUUUUUUUUCUGAGGUCUUGGCUGAUUUCUUUAGAUUUUCCCAUGAUGUCAAGCAAAGAUGCACUGAGUUUGAAGGUAGGCCUUGAAAUACAUCCACAGGUAUGUAUGCACUCACUAACUGUAAGUCGCUCUGGAUAAGAGCGUCUGCUAAAUGACUUUAAAAAAAAUUAUACACCUCCAAUUGACUCAAAUUAUGUCAAUUAGUCUAGCAGAAGCUUCUAAAGCCAUGACAUCAUUUUCUGGAAUUUUCCAAGCUGUUUAAAGGCACAGUCAACUUAGUGUAUGUAAACUUCUGACCCACUGGAAUUGUGAUACAGUGAAUUAUAAGUGAAAUAAUCUGUCUGUAAACAAUUGUUGGAAGAAUUACUUGUGUCAUGCACAAAGUAGAUGUCCUAACGGACUUGCCAAAACUAUAGUUUGUUAACAAGAAAUUUGUGGAGUGGUUGAAAAACGAGUUUUAAUGACUCCAACCUAAGUGUAUGUAAACUUCCGACUUCAACUGUAGAUAUUUCUAGAAUUAGCCAAGAAAUUACAGCAAGGGAUAUCUGAGACUCUUUCUUAAGUCCAUUCUUUUUUCUCUGACAUUUACCAGGCAAUAUAAGCUAUUGCCUACAAUGGAAUGAUUUCAUUUUCUUCCCCUAGAGCAGUGGGACUUAGCCGGGCCCCAUCUGUUGAGUCCUGAUAAAGUACAGCAAGCCAUUAUGGGGCACAACGAUCCAGUUGCUGAACCAACCCUUAUCUCUGAAUGGGUGAAGUUGAAAAUGUUGCCAGUGUCGUCUCAAAGGGCACCAUUUAAGUCUCCCUGGGUUGGAAAGCAGUAAUAUUUGAGGAGAGAUUAACUUCAAAUAGAGAAUAAAGGAUGUCCAUGAAGCACAACUUAAUACAACUUAAUUUACUGAAAAAAAUUUGCUUUGGUAAGCAAUGCAGAUGAGUGGUGUUUCUAGAGACAGUGAACAGUCCAUGUGAAGGGCACACACGAGUUGCUUGUCUUAACAUUGCAUAAGUGUUACGCAAGGGUUGGUUAACUUUAUGACUUGGCAUGUAGAAACCAUGUGGCCAUGUGCAGAAAGUCUAGGCCACAUGGUUGGUCUGUUGACUUUGUGGAAGAUAGUCAGGCUGGAUGGAAUCUUUAGUGGCAAAAUACCUGUUGAACCAAUUCAAAUCAACUAGCUACAGGUGCAGUUUUAGCAAUUAGAUAAUAAAAAACACAAGUAAUUGGUGAGACAACUUCCCAAAGUAUUCUGUCUGUUCCCCUCAGCCAGAAAAACAUCUGGAACCUGUAUCAAUUCUGAGAACUGCCAACCUGUCACAAUUUUGAAAUACUGCUGAAAAACAACAGAACAUGUUAAUUGUAACGAAUAAUCAAUCCUGGUCCUGGAGGCCAUGGAUCUGCCAAGAUUUAUUGGUCUCUGUCUGAUUGUUCAAGAGCAAUAUAGAGCCAGAGCCGUUGUCAGUCAUUUUUACCCAUUCCUACAUUCUGGCAACCAUGACUGUUGACAGCCAUAUACAGUGCCUUCGGAAAGUAUUCAGACCCCUUGACGUUUUCCACAUUUUGUUACGUUACACCCUUAUUCUAAAAUGGAUUAAGUAUGUUUUUUUCCCUCAGCAAUCUACACACAAUAACCCAUAAUGACAAAGCGAAAACAGGUUUUUAGAAAUGUUUGCAAAUGUAUUAAAAAUACAUAAGUAUUCAGACCCUUUGCUAUGAGACUCGAAAUUGAGCUCAGGUGUGUCCUGUUUCCAUUGAUCAUCCUUGAGAUGUUUCUACAACUUGAUUGGAGUCCACCUGUGAUAAAUUCAAUUGAUUGGACAUGAUUUGGAAAGGCAUACACCUGUCUAUAUAAGGUCCCACAGUUGAUAGUGCAUAUCAGAGCAAAAACCAAGCCAAGAGGUUGAAGGAAUUGGCCGUAGAGCUCAGAGAGAGGAUUGUGUUGAGACACAGAUCUGGGGAAGGGUACCAAAACAUUUCGGUAGCAUUGAAGGUCCCCAAGAAUAAUAAUAAUAUGCCACUUAGCAGACACUUUUAUCCAAAGCGACUUACAGUCAUGCGUGCAUACAUUUUUGUGUAUGGGUGGUCCCGGGGAUCGAACCCACUACCCUGGCGUUACAUGCGCCGUGCUCUACCAGCUAAGCUACAGAGGACCAUGAGAAACAAGAUUAUCUGGUCUGAUGAAACCAAGAUUGAACUCUUUGGCCUGAAUGCCAAGCGUCACUUCUGGAGGAAACCUGGCAUCAUCCCUAUGGUGAAGCAUGUUGGUGGCAGCAUCAUGCUGUGGGGAUGUUUUUCAGCGGCAGGGACUGGGAUCGAGGCAAAGAUGAACGGAGCAAAGUACAGAGAGAUCCUUGAUGAAAACCUGCUCCAGAGCACUCAGGACCUCAGACUGGGGCGAAGGUUCACCUUCCAAAAAGACAACGACCCUAAGCACACAGUCAAGACAACGCAGGAGUGGCUUCGGGACAAGUCUCUGAAUGUCCUUGAGUGGCCCAGCCAGAGCCCGGACUUGAACUCAAUCGAACAUCUCUGGAGAGAUCUGAAAAUAGCUGUGCAGCAACGCUCCCCAUUCAACCUGACAGAGCUUGAGAGGAUCUGCAGAGAGGAAUGGGAGAAACUCCCCAAAUACAGGUGUGCCAAGCUUGUAGCGUCAUACCCAAGAAGACUCGAGGCUGUAAUCGCUGCCAAAGGUGCUUCGACAAAGUACUGAGUAAAGGACCAUUGUUAGGGGGAGGGGCGCGCGUAGACAAGAUGGCGUAUUGAAUAGAAAGCGGUACAAACCACCUCAAGAUAAAAACAUAAUAUUCAAAAUCAGUAAGUUAGACUAAAUAUUAGCAUUUCAUAUAUUUGCAGUUAAUCAAAUUCAAUCUGGAUAAUAACACAAAAAAAAUCAUAAGGCUAGAGAAAUAUAUCGACAAAUAUUACAACAACACGCAACACCCAAACAUGGUGGAAGAUAAGCGAGGAGAACCGAUCCCCAAGAGGAAACGCGACUCGUCGACUGAUACAGAUGAUAUAUGCUUUUCACCACUGGGUCUGGUAAGUCUGGAAAGUGACCUGUUGAAGUCGAUAAAUGGCAAAUUGGGCAUACUAGAAUUGGUCAGUAAGGACGUAGAGAGUUGAAAGCGAGUCUUCAAAUGAGUGAUGAAAAAGCAUUGGUAAUGGAGAAAGAAACCAAAAAAUUAAAAGUGACAGUCUCUAAGAUGGAAACGGACGUUAGGGAACUUAAAAAGGAGAACAACCUUCUGAGAGAAGCCUUACUAGACAUCCAAACUAGAUCGAUGAGAGAAAAUCUAGUACUUACGGGUAUUCAGGAAAAGGAGGGAGAAAUAACCGAGAAUAUUAUGAAGGACUUCCUGCAUACAGCGCUUCAAAUCCCACUCGAGGCUGUCGAUAAAAUCCAACUCGAACGUGUACACUGUUUCGGAAAAAGAGGACAGAAAUAUGAGCGCCCAAUCGUUGCCAAAUGUGCAUUUUUUAAAGAUAAAGCAAUGGUGAAAAGCCUAGGGAAAAGACUUGCUGACGAAAAUAGGCAUGAAUGAUCAGUUCCCGAGGGAGAUUGCAGAAAGGCGCAAAGUUCUGUAUCCAAUCUUCAAGGAAAACAGAUUAAAAGGGAAACGUGUUGCACUCGUGGUGGAUAAACUGUAUAUCGACAACCAAAUGUUCAGAGACACAAAGACUACUCCAUGGCUAUUCUAAAAGUUGUAAUAGAGGAGUCGAAUAAUGGAGCACCCAAUACUAGCAAUGAUAGGGAUUGCAAUAUUAAAGAACAUUUAUAGUAAGUAUAGUAUUUUAUAAAAGGAUAAAACGAUAUAACAAGAAAAGAUAACAAGCAGAAUAAUACAUAUUUAAAUACAACUAAUUAGAACAUGUAUUUUAUGGCGGCCGGUUGUUGUUUUGGAGGAUGGUUGUUGUGGUUGGUCCUGUGUUCUCUCUGGCAUCCUUUCCCCCUUGCGGCAGGUGUGGAUGCGGGUGCGUUUGCACGCUCGGCCCAUUUCUUCCGCAGUCAACCAUGUGGUGUGCAUUUUUGUGUUUGGUAAGGUGCGGCAUUAAGUGAGUGAGAGGGGAAAUGGUUGCAUAUCCCAGAGCCGAUGGGGGUCUAUGAGCAGGGGUAGUGAGAGAGAGCUUUCAAUUUUGUGUAGAUGAGGGAUAUACAUUUUUAAAUAUAGUAUACAUCUAAUCAAAUUUUUUAUUGUCCUAUCAUGAUGGAAAUAUCCCUAACCCUAUAUCCUGGACACCCACCUGAGCGACCCAUACACCAAAGAGAAGUUCCCAUCUCUUUUAUGGACCUGCUGUGAGUAUGCAGCCUAAACAGAUAAAUAAAUGCGGUCAGAGACCUACUUGAGCAGCACCGCCCCCUCAAGAUUCUGAGCCUGCCUGGCAGGGUUGGUCCUACAAAGCCAGAGCCCCCUGAUAGGAGAGCAUUAAGCUGCUAAUGAGAACCUUGACGACCUUUCAUCUAGCCGGUGGGGAUUCCGAUGGGGUACCCCCACCCAGGUAGUGGCAGUGCUGGCAACACUGCAUUAACCCAUGGGGAGGGGGUCACACUCGGACAAUCAGAGAGGGGGUUUAUCAUUGUGGCCCAGGUGGCACAAAAUAAUCAAAGGUCUGACUGCAUGGAGAUGCUUGGAAAAAAUGGUUACAACAGGGGAUCAGAGUGUUUGUGUCUCAGGUGAAGAGGGUGGAUCUGAUCUCCAUCACCUAGGACUUGACAUAGAUUAAGUAGAUUAAUCAAAUCUCACAUUGUUGUCAAUUUCUGCUCAAUCUGCAUGCUUUCUCAAUCAGCUGUAACUGUAUGUGCACUCGUAAAUCAGGUCCUUUCUUGAGCUGGGCUCUGGGAUAUACAGUGGGGGAAAAAAGUAUUUAGUCAGCCACCAAUUGUGCAAGUUCUCCCACUUAAAAAGAUGAGAGAGGCCUGUAAUUUUCAUCAUAGGUACACGUCAACUAUGACAGACAAAUUGAGAAUUUUUUUUCCAGAAAAUCACAUUGUAGGAUUUUUAAUGAAUUGAUUUGCAAAUUAUGGUGGAAAAUAAGUAUUUGGUCACCUACAAACAAGCAAGAUUUCUGGCUCUCACAGACCUGUAACUUCUUCUUUAAGAGGCUCCUCUGUCCUCCACUCGUUACCUGUAUUAAUGGCACCUGUUUGAACUUGUUAUCAGUAUAAAAGACACCUGUCCACAACCUCAAACAGUCACACUCCAAACUCCACUAUGGCCAAGACCAAAGAGCUGUCAAAGGACACCAGAAGCAAAAUUGUAGACCUGCACCAGGCUGGGAAGACUGAAUCUGCAAUAGGUAAGCAGCUUGGUUUGAAGAAAUCAUCUGUGGGAGCAAUUAUUAGGAAAUGGAAGACAUACAAGACCACUGAUAAUCUCCCUCGAUCUGGGGCUCCACGCAAGAUCUCACCCCGUGGGGUCAAAAUGAUCACAAGAACGGUGAGCAAAAAUCCCAGAACCACACGGGGGGACCUAGUGAAUGACCUGCAGAGAGCUGGGACCAAAGUAACAAAGCCUACCAUCAGUAACACACUACGCCGCCAGGGACUCAAAUCCUGCAGUGCCAGACGUGUCCCCCUGCUUAAGCCAGUACAUGUCCAGGCCCGUCUGAAGUUUGCUAGAGUGCAUUUGGAUGAUCCAGAAGAGGAUUGGGAGAAUGUCAUAUGGUCAGAUGAAACCAAAAUAGAACUUUUUGGUAAAAACUCAACUUGUCGUGUUUGGAGGACAAAGAAUGCUGAGUUACAUCCAAAGAACACCAUACCUACUGUGAAGCAUGGGGGUGGAAACAUCAUGCUUUGGGGCUGUUUUUCUGCAAAGGGACCAGGACGACUGAUCCGUGUAAAGGAAAGAAUGAAUGGGGCCAUGUAUCGUGAGAUUUUGAGUGAAAACCUCCUUCCAUCAGCAAGGGCAUUGAAGAUGAAACGUGGCUGGGUCUUUCAGCAUGACAAUGAUCCCAAACACACCGCCCGGGCAACGAAGGAGUGGCUUCAUAAGAAGCAUUUCAAGGUCCUGGAGUGGCCUAGCCAGUCUCCAGAUCUCAACCCCAUAGAAAAUCUUUGGAGGGAGUUGAAAGUCCGUGUUGCCCAGCGACAGCCCCAAAACAUCACUGCUCUAGAGGAGAUCUGCAUGGAGGAAUGGGCCAAAAUACCAUCAACAGUGUGUGAAAACCUUGUGAAGACUUACAGAAAACGUUUGACCUGUGUCAUUGCCAACAAAGGGUAUAUAAGAAAGUAUUGAGAAACUUUUGUUAUUGACCAAAUACUUAUUUUCCACCAUAAUUUGCAAAUAAAUUCAUUAAAAAUCCUACAAUGUGAUUUUCUGGAUUUUUUUUUCUUCUAAUUUUGUCUGUCAUAGUUGACGUGUACCUAUGAUGAAAAUUACAGGCCUCUCUCAUCUUUUUAAGUGGGAGAACUUGCACAAUUGGUGGCUGACUAAAUACUUUUCCCCCCCACUGUAUAUAGGUUUUAUGUUGGGAGCUUUUGGGAAAGAGCACAGUUAGAAAGAUAUGGCAUAUAGAAGCAAACCGGAUGGACAUCAUGAAAAUGAUCGGAGAGGUUGACAGUAGAAGUUCAGGAGCAAAAACAAAUAAAAAGGAAUUAUUGUAAAAUUGACUGUGUCCAUAAAAUGUAGAUAGUAAGUAUAAGCUGUAAGUAGAGGCCUAAGCAUUGUUGUUCACUAAUUUACCCCAAGUAGGGAAAGGAUGGCGGGGUUGAAAAGUAAUAAAGGGGAGUAUACAGUGGGGAGAACAAGUAUUUGAUACACUGCCGAUUUUGCAGGUUUUCCUACUUACAAAGCAUGUAGAGGUCUGUAAUGUUUAUCAUAGGUACACUUCAACUGUGAGAGACGGUAACGAGUUCAAACAGGUGCAGUUAAUAAAGGUAAUGAGUUGAGAACAGGAGGGCUUCUUAAAGAAAAACUAACAGGUCUGUGAGAGCUGGAAUUCUUACUGGUUGGUAGGUGAUCAAAUACUUAUGUCAUGCAAUAAAAUGCAAAUUAAUUACUUAAAAAUCAUACAAUGUGAUUUUCUGGAUUUUUGUUUUAGAUUCCGUCUCUCACAGUUGAAGUGUACCUAUGAUAAACAUUACAGACCUCUACAUGCUUUGUAAGUAGGAAAACCUGCAAAAUCAGCAGUGUAUCAAAUACAUGGGUGAUUGGAAGUGAUGCGGACAAUUACAUUGAUGGAAGUUCCAAUCUAUCUGCAAUAUUAAGCUGAUCUACACCCCCCCCCCAAAAAAAACGGUGUAAAGAGUAUAAAUAGUUAUUUACAUCUGAUAUUUAAGUUUUUUUUAUUUUUAAUACAUGUCUAAAAACCUGUUUUUGCUUUGUCAUUAUGGGGUGUUGUGUGUAGAUUGAUGAGGGAUUUUUUUUUUUAAAUCCAUUUUAGAAUAAGGCUGUAACGUGACAAAAUGUGGAAAAAGUCAAGGGGUCUGAAUACUCUCCGAAUGCACUGUAUGAUAGACAUGACCUAGGGGAAAGAACUGUUGCAUGUCUUGUAUUAUAGCACUGUAGGGUGAUUGAUUCAAUAAUUGUAGAUGCCAUAUUGCCAUUUUAUGCCAUGGUGAUGGUGGUUAAGUCUCUCUCUUUUGCUUGUGACAGAUUGAUGUAUAAGUUUAAACUUUUCCCCUCUCUUUUUCCCCAGGAGGUAGAAGAGGUGGAGGAGGUUAAAGAGCAAAUGGUGAACAUCGUGAAGGAGAAUGUGGUGAAGAGGGUGAUAGAGGACGUGUCUCAGGUGGGGAUAAAGAGUGAGGUGAGGGAGGUGGAGCCUGUGGUGAAGAUGGACACACGUUUCUUCGGAGAGCUGCUGGCGGAGGUUUACAGGAAGAACUGUGACAUCCACACCUGCAUCUCAGAACACGUGGCCAAGAUACGUGGAAGGUGUGUUUUGUUUUUCUCAACAUAUAGCCAUAUUUAUAUAUAGCUUUUCCCCCCAGCUCAAAACAGAACAAAAUCAAUACGAAAGAAACAAGACAGAAACCGAAGGGAGAGGGUAAAUCUAGAUCCUACUGAGCUGACCAGACUAGGCUAUAGUAUGAAAUACAGUGCUUUAAAACUGCAAAACUUUAUUGCAUUAUUUGAGUUUCAAAUGUACAUUUAGGGGACUUUUAUAUGGGAAAUCUUUGUUUUUAGAAUUUUCUAAAUACUUUAAAUAUUAUACAUUUCCAUGUCGGCUCUAUGCCUGGAAAUGCCUGGAAAUGUCCGGUACAAAGGAUCCUAAUUUCAAACUCUAAAAAAGUGUUUUAAAAAAUGUAUUAACUGAAACAUGAUCUUAUGUCGUUUCUUGCAAUAGCCCUCUGUGAAUUUAAAUAAUAUUUAUCUCAACUGUGAUUCCUUAAAUAUGUGUCUGGAGAUUUGGUAAACUCCGUCAGAUUGACUUGGAAUGAGCAGGGUAAGCUAUACCAUAAGGACCCCUUACUAAUGUCCUCAUACAUGUAGAAAAAUGUUGGUCCCAUGUUUCAUGAGCUGAAAUAAAAUAUCCCAGAAAUGUUCCAUACACACAAAAAGCUUCUCUCAAAUUUGGUGCAAACAUUUGUUUACAUCCCUGUUAGUGAGCAUUUCUCCUUAAUAAUAAUAAUAAUAAUCCAUCCACCUGACAGGUGUGGCAUUUCAAGAAGCUGAUUAAAUAGCAUGAUCAUUACACAGGUACAGUGAGGGAAAAAAGUAUUUGAUCCCCUGCUGAUUUUGUACGUUUGCCCACUGACAAAGACAUGAUCAGUCUAUAAUUUUAAUGGUAGGUUUAUUUGAACAGUGAGAGACAGAAUAACAACAAAAACAUCCAGAAAAACGCAUGUCAAAAAUGUUAUAAAUUGAUUUGCAUUUUAAUGAGGGAAAUAAGUAUUUGACCCCUCUGCAAAACAUGACUUAGUACUUGGUGGCAAAACCCUUGUUGGCAAUCACAGAGGUCAGACGUUUCUUGUAGUUGGCCACCAGGUUUGCACACAUCUCAGGAGGGAUUUUGUUCCACUCCUCUUUGUAGAUCUUCUCCAAGUCAUUAAGGUUUCAAGGCUGACGUUUGGCAACUCGAACCUUCAGCUCCCUCCACAGAUUUUCUAUGGGAUUAAGGUCUGGAGACUGGCUAGGCCACUCUAGGACCUUAAUGUGCUUCCUCUUGAGCCACUCCUUUGUUGCCUUGGCCGUGUGUUUUGGGUCAUUGUCAUGCUGGAAUACCCAUCCACAACCCAUUUUCAAUGCCCUGGCUGAGGGAAGGAGGUUCUCACCCAAGAUUUGACGGUACAUGGCCCCGUCCAUCGUCCCUUUGAUGCGGUGAAGUUGUCCUGAAAAACACCCCCAAAGCAUAAUGUUUCCACCUCCAUGUUUGACGGUGGGGAUGGUGUUCUUGGGGUCAUAGGCAGCAUUCCUCCUCCUCCAAACACGGCGAGUUGAGUUGAUGCCAAAGAGCUCCAUUUUGGUCUCAUCUGACCACAACACUUUCAUCCAGUUCUCCUCUGAAUCAUUCAGAUGUUCAUUGGCAAACUUCAGACGACCCUGUAUAUGUGCUUUCUUGAGCAGGGGGACCUUGCGGGCGCUGCAGGAUUUCAGGAUUUCAGUCCUUCACGGCGUAGUGUGUUACCAAUUGUUUUCUUGGUGACUAUGGUCCCAAGACUUCUGGGCUGAUUCCUCACCGUUCUCAUGAUCAUUGCAUCUCCACGAGGUGAGAUCUUGCAUGGAGCCCCAGGCCGAUGGAGAUUUACAGUUAUUCUGUGUUUCUUCCAUUUGCAAAUAAUCGCACCAACUGUUGUCACCUUCUCACCAAGCUGCUUGGCAAUGGUCUUGUAGCCCAUUCCAGCCUUGUGUAGGUCUACAAUAUUGUCCCUAACAUCCUUGGAGAGCUCUGUGGUCUUGGCCAUGGUGGAGAGUUUGGAAUCUGAUUGAUUGAUUGCUUCUGUGGACAGGUGUCUUUUAUACAGGUAACAAGCUGAGAUUAGGAGCACUCCCUUUAAGAGUGUGCUCCUAAUCUCAGCUCGUUACCCGUAUAAAAGACACCUGGGAGCCAGAAACCUUUCUGAUUUAGAGGGGGUCAAAUACGUAUUUCCCUAAUUAAAAUGCAAAUCAAUUUAUAACAUUUUUGACAUGCGUUUUUCUGGAUUUUUUUGUUGUUAUUCUGUCUCUCACUGUUCAAAUAAACCUACCAUUAAAAUUAUAGACUGAUCAUUUCUUUGUCAGUGGGCAAACGUACAAAAUCAGCAGGGGAUCAAAUACUUUUUUCCCUCACUGUACACCUUGUGCUGGGGACAAUAAAAGGCCACUCUAAAAUGUGCAGUUUUGUCACACAACACAAUGCCACAGAUGUCUCAAGUUUUGAGGGAGCGUGCAAUUGGCAUGCUGACUGAAGGAAUGUCCACCAGAGCUGUUGCCAGAGAAUUGAAUGUUAAUUUCUCUACCAUAAGCCACCUCCAAUGUCGUUUUAGAGAAUUUGCCAGUAUGUCCAACUGGCCUCACAACCGCAGACCACGUGAAACCACGUCAGCCCAGGACCUCCCCAUCCGGCUUCUUCACCUUCGGGAUCGUCUGAGACCAGCCACCCAGACAGCUGAUGAAACUGUGGGUUUGCACAACCGAAGAAUUUCUGCUCAAACUGUCAGAAACCGUCUCAGGGAAGCUAAUCUGUGUGCUCGUUGUCCUCACCAGGGUCUUGACCUGACUGCAGUUCGGUGUUGUAAGCGACUUCAGUGGGAAAAUACUCACCUUUGAUGGCCAAUUGCACGCUGGAGAUAUGUGCUCUUCAUGGAUGAACCCCGGUUUCAACUGUACCGGGCAGAGAGCAGAGCGGUUGGCUGAUGUAAAUGUUGUGGCGGUGGGGUUAUGGAAUGGGCAGGCAUAAACUACGGACAACAAACACAUUUUGAUUUUAUCAAUGGCAAUUUGAAUGCACAGAGAUACCGUGACGAGAUCCUGAUGCCCAUUGUCGUGCCAUUCAUCCACCACCAUCACCUCAUGUUUCAGCAUGAUAAUGCAUGGCCCCAUGUCGCAAGGAUCUGUACACAAUUCCUGGAAGCUGAAAAUGUCCCAGUUCUUCCAUGGCCUGCAUACUCACCAGACAUGUCACCCAUUGAGCAUGUUUGGGAUUGCUCUGGAUCGAUGUGCACGACAGCGUGUUCCAGUUCCCGCCAAUAUCCAGCAACUUCGCACAGCCAUUGAAGAGGAGUGGGACAACAUUCCACAGGCUACAAUCAAAAGCCUGAUCAACUCUAUGCGAAGGAGAUGUGUCGCGCUGCAUGAUGCAAAUGGUGGUCACAGUAGAUACUGACUGGUUUUCUGAUCCACACCCCUACCUUAUUUUUUAAAGGUAUCUGUGAUCAACAGAUGCAUAUCUGUAUUCCCAGUAAUGCGAAAUCCAUAGAUUAGGGCCUGUUGAAUUAUUUCAAUUGACUGAUUUCCUUAUAUGAACUGUAACUCAGUAAAAUCUUUGAAAUUGUUGCAUGUUGCGUUUAUAUUUUUGUUCAGUGUACAUUUAAUUAAGUUUUAGAGUCAUAAAGCAACUGACAAAAACCAAGAUUGCUACUGUGUGUACCACUUGAAUGAAGAAGGAAAAAAAAUGUUUGUCAACUCCGCAAAACAUAAACUCUGUCAGAUUUUUAUCUAACGUCAACUCCAUCAAAGUGCUGAAAGAUCUGAUAGAAUGGUUUUGUUUUUAUUGGGGAUUUAUAAAUGAAUAAUUUUCCAUAUUUUACAAAUGGUUGUAUUGAACUUUUAUUUUUAGAGGCAGAAAUAUGUCUGUUUUGAAUAUCUGUUGUCAACUCCGUCAGUGGCUUGUCAACUGUGUCAUUGAUGGCUAACCCCCUGAAGAUCAUAUUCUUUUGUCAAUAUUCAAAAAAAAAUAUUUUAAUCACUGUUUUGCAAUAUAUGCUUAAACAAUUGAAGUGUUUGCUGUGCUAGACCUAAGGGAUAAUGUUUGCUUUAUAAAUGUUGUUCUAUAUUCCAAAUUAAAAAAAAAAACAUGCCAAAAUGCUUAAAGCAUUUGCCCUGGAGCAUUUAAUAGUGCUAUAAAACAAAACAAAAAUACGUUUGGAGAUUUUUAUUACAUAUUUGAAUAAUCUAAUGUUAGAAUUAAACAAUCAUGGUCUUUAAACACUUGUUGGACAAUAAUUGGUAUUUUACCAAAUAGGGCUAUCUUCUGUAUACCCCCCUUACCUUGUCACAACACAACUGAUUGGCUCAAACGCAUUAAGAAGGAAAGAAAUUCCACAAAUUAAUUUUUAAGAAGUCAUACCUGUUCAUUUAAAUGCAUUCCAGGUGACUACCUCAUGAAGCUGGUUGAGAGAAUGCCAAGAGUGUGCAAAACUGUCAUCAAGGCAAAGGGUGGCUAUUUGAAGAAUCUCAAAUAUAAAAUAUAUUUUGAUUUGUUUAACACUUUUUUGGUUACUACAUGAUUCCAUAUGUGUAUUUCAUGGUUUUGAUGUCUUCACUACAAUGUAAAAAAUAGUAAAAAUUAAGAAAAACCCUUGAAUGAGUAGAUGUAUCCAAACUUUUGACUGGUAGUGUAUAUUUCAAAUUUUGUCCGGUCUUUCAAGAAUACCUGACCUCAAAAACAGCAUUUUCACUCUGCCCCAUGGCAAAAAAACACACAAAAAACACCUGCAACUGGAAACUGACAUUUCUAAGAUACUUUUUUCACUGAAUCGAGAACAAAGAAAGUAUAGCCAAGAACAGGUUAGUUGAAUAAUCUAUGGCGGCAGUUUGUAUGGGGCUUUCCUGUAACGCCCAGUAAUGGACACCAAAAAUCUUUGGUUAUAUCACAUUAUCUACUGUACAAUCUGUAGCUAGGCUGCAUCAUGUUAGCUCCCCACUCAUGCUGCACAGAAGUUAACACACUUGAAUAAUGCAACACAGCAUGUAGAAAUGUUGCAACUGUUAAUUACUGUUCGCAAGACAAUGUCUAUGCAAGAAGAUACCGGUAGCUUCCAGUUUUGUAGGCUAACUUUCCUUGCUAGCUUACAGCUGAAGUCAACAUCAAUUCACUACCCUAGUACUUUGUUUGUGAUAAUAUGCAAACCAUAACACAAAAUAUGAGGAUCUCAAAGCUGAUUGUCACCUAAAAUCAUACAGUCAUUGCCAAGAACUUUAUUAAUUAACUUUGUGUCCUUCGCCUCAGUCACGUCUCUCCUCUCUCUCUCACUGUGUGUGUGAAUGACAUUAUUAGGUCUUAGAGACAGCGCACAAUUUUAUAAAAUAAAUGACGGCUUCUUCUAUGCAAAUGUUGUUGAUCAGUACAAUAAAAUAAGUUCCACAUGGAAAGGAAACAGAUUGUUUGUCAUCUGUAGCCCCAUGAAAUCAGCCAAAACAAGCUCAAUAACUCAAUACAUGCACACACUCCUAUUGAAUAUGCAUUCCCCUAUAUUGUGAAUAGGCCUAGCUUACAUCUUGAUUUACCCAGUUUAUCAAUAGAGAUUUACCAUUAAAUAAAUGAUUACCAUUAUGGUGUUAUGUUGUUAGAUUGGUAAAAACACAGUCAAAUUGAUUGUACAAUUGAUUCAUUAAUGCAUACAUGGCUGUCUCUGAAAAAUGUACAUAAAACAUUUCAAAUGUAAUGAUAUUGAACUCAAAAGACCUGCCUGGAUCAAGUGCCAUUUUGUGACUGGCUAAUAUGCCCUUUUUUUUGUUGCCGUGGUAUCGUUUUGGUAUCGAGUAUUGUGAUGGUAUCGAGUAUCGUGAUACUAAACCUAGUAUCUGUCACGAUCGUCAGGGAGAGACCAAUGCGCAGCGUGAUGAACGAACAUGAUUACUUUAUUUAAUUAAAGUGCACACACGAAACAACAAAACAAUAAACGACUCGUGAAGUCCACGGUAACAAUGACCGACAUGGAACAAAAACCCACAAACACAAAGUGAAAAACAGACAGUUAAAUAUGGCUCCCAAUCAGAGACAACCAGCCAACAGCUGACACUCGUUGCCUCUGAUUGGGAGUCACUCAGGCAAACAUAGAAAACAACAAACUAGAACCCCCAACAUAGAAAUAAACCACAUAGAAUGAACACACCCUGGCUCAACAUAUAGAGUCCCAGAGCCAGGGUGUGACAGUAUCGGUAUCGAUGUCAAAAUUCUGGUAUCGUGACAACACUAUUGUAGGGCUGGUUUCAGGGGCUGGUUCAGUAUUUAAAUCAUCUGUGUUAACUCUGGCUCUCCUGUUUCCUCAGUUUCACACUUGGUUCAGAAAGUCCCUCUAACUUAACUUGCCAGGCUAGGUCAUAAAAGACUGUCAAGGUGUGAGGCAGGUCGUGGGCUAAUAUUCUAACUGAGAGGCCCUAUAACUGAAUAUAAUAUAUGCAGUGCCUUCAGAAAGUAUUCACACCCAUUGACUUUUUCCACAUGUUGUGUUACAGCAUGAAUUUAAAAUGGAUUACAUUGAGAUAUUUUGUCACUUGCCUACACACAAUACCCCAUAAUGUCAAAGUGCAAUUAUGUUUUUAGAAUUUUUUACAAAUUAAUUAAAAAUGAAAAGCUGAAAUGUCUUGAAUCCGUAAGUAUUCAACCCUUUGUUAUGGCAAGCCUAAAUAAGUUCAGGAGUAAACAUUUGCUUAACAAGUCACGUAAUAUGUUUUAUGGACUAAUAAUAGUGUUUAACAUGAUUUUUGAAUGACUACUUAAUCUCUGUACCCCACACAUACAAUUAACUGUAAGGUCCCUCAGUCGAGCAGUGAAUUUCAAACAUCUUAAAAAAUGUUUUCACUUUGUUAUUACGGGCUAUUGUGUGUAGAUGGGUGAGAACGUUUAUUUUUGAAUCCAUUUUGAAUUCAGGCUGUAACACAACAAAAUGUGGAAUAAGUCAAGGGGUAUGAAUACUUUCUGAAGGCACUGUAUUCAUAUAUAUAUAUAUAUAUAUAUAUAUGCUGAUUUUGUACGUUUGCCCACUGACAAAGAAAUGAUCAGUCUAUAAUUUGAAUGGUAGGUUUAUUUGAACAGUGAGAGACAGAAUAACAACAAAAAAAUCCAGAAAAACGCAUGUCAAAAAUGUUAUAAAUUGAUUUGCAUUUUAAUGAGGGAAAUAAGUAUUUGACCCCCUCUCAAUCAGAAAGAUUUCCGGCUCCCAGGUGUCUUUUAUACAGGUAACGAGCUGAGAUUAGGAGCAUACUCUUAAAGGGAGUGCUCCUAAUCUCAGCUUGUUACCUGUAUAAAAGACACCUGUCCACAGAAGCAAUCAAUCAAUCAGAUUCCAAACUCUCCACCAUGGCCAAGACCACAGAGCUCUCCAAGGAUGUCAGGGACAAGAUUGUAGACCUACACAAGGCUGGAAUGGUCUACAAGACCAUUGCCAAGCGGCUUGGUGAGAAGGUGACAACAGUUGGUGCGAUUAUUCGCAAAUGGAAGAAACACAAAAGACUGUCAAUCUCCCUCGGCCUGGGGCUCCAUGCAAGAUCUCACCUUGUGGAGUUGCAAUGAUCAUGAGAACGGUGAGGAAUCAGCCCAGAACUACGCGGGAGGAUCUUGUCAAUGAUCUCAAGGCAGCUGGGACCAUAGUCACCAAGAAAACAAUUGGUAACACACUACGCCGUGAAGGACUGAAAUCCUGAAAUCCUGCAGCGCCCGCAAGGUCCCCCUGCUCAAGAAAGCACAUAUACAGUGGGGAAAAAAAGUAUUUAGUCAGCCACCAAUUGUGCAAGUUCUCCCACUUAAAAAGAUGAGAGAGGCCUGUAAUUUUCAUCAUAGGUACACGUCAACUAUGACAGACAAAUUGAGAAUUUUUUUCUCCAGAAAAUCACAUUGUAGGAUUUUUAAUGAAUUGAUUUGCAAAUUAUGGUGGAAAAUAAGUAUUUGGUCACCUACAAACAAGCAAGAUUUCUGGCUCUCACAGACCUGUAACUUCUUCUUUAAGAGGCUCCUCUGUCCUCCACUCGUUACCUGUAUUAAUGGCACCUGUUUGAACUUGUUAUCAGUAUAAAAGACACCUGUCCACAACCUCAAACAGUCACACUCCAAACUCCACUAUGGCCAAGACCAAAGAGCUGUCAAAGGACACCAGAAACAAAAUUGUAGACCUGCACCAGGCUGGGAAGACUGAAUCUGCAAUAGGUAAGCAGCUUGGUUUGAAGAAAUCAACUGUGGGAGCAAUUAAUAGGAAAUGGAAGACAUACAAGACCACUGAUAAUCUCCCUCGAUCUGGGGCUCCACGCAAGAUCUCCCCCUGUGGGGUCAAACUGAUCACAGGAACGGUGAGCAAAAAUCCCAGAACCACACGGGGGGACCUAGUGAAUGACCUGCAGAGAGCUGGGACCAAAGUAACAAAGCCUACCAUCAGUAACACACUACGCCGCCAGGGACUCAAAUCCUGCAGUGCCAGACGUGUCCCCCUGCUUAAGCCAGUACAUGUCCAGGCCCGUCUGAAGUUUGCUAGAGUGCAUUUGGAUGAUCCAGAAGAGGAUUGGGAGAAUGUCAUAUGGUCAGAUGAAACCAAAAUAGAACUUUUUGGUAAAAACUCAACUCGUCGUGUUUGGAGGACAAAGAAUGCUGAGUUGCAUCCAAAGAACACCAUACCUACUGUGACGCAUGGGGGUGGAAAAAUCAUGCUUUGGGGCUGUUUUUCUGCAAAGGGACCAGGACGACUGAUCCGUGUAAAGGAAAGAAUGAAUGGGGCCAUGUAUCGUGAGAUUUUGAGUGAAAACCUCCUUCCAUCAGCAAGGGCAUUGAAGAUGAAACGUGGCUGGGUCUUUCAGCAUGACAAUGAUUCCAAACACACCGCCCGGGCAACGAAGGAGUGGCUUCGUAAGAAGCAUUUCAAGGUCCUGGAGUGGCCUAGCCAGUCUCCAGAUCUCAACCCCAUAGAAAAUCUUUGGAGGGAGUUGAAAGUCUGUGUUGCCCAGCGACAGCCCCAAAACAUCACUGCUCUAGAGGAGAUAUGCAUGGAGGAAUGGGCCAAAAUACCAGCAACAGUGUGUGAAAACCUUGUGAAGACUUACAGAAAAUGUUUGACCUGUGUCAUUGCCAACAAAGGGUAUAUAACAAAGUAUUGAGAAACUUUUGUUAUUGACCAAAUACUUAUUUUCCACCAUAUUUUGCAAAUAAAUUCAUAAAAAAUCAUACAAUGUGAUUUUCUGGAAUUUUGUUUCUCAUUUUGUCUGUCAUAGUUGACGUGUAUCUAUGAUGAAGAUUACAGGCCUCUCUCAUCUUUUUAAGUGGGAGAACUUGCACAAUUGGUGGCUGACUAAAUACUUUUUUUCCCCACUGUACAGGGCCGUCUGAAGUUUGCAAAUGAACAUCUGAAUGAUUCAGAGGAGAACUAGGUGAAAGUGUUGUGGUCAGAUGAUACCAAAAUCGAGCUCUUUCGCAUCAAUUCAACUCGCCGUGUUUGGAGGAGGAGGAAUGCUGCCUAUAACCCCAAGAACAUCAUCCCCACUGUCAAACAUGGAGGUGGAAACAUUAUACUUUGGGGGUGUUUUUCUGCUAAGGGGACAGGACAACUUCACCGCAUCAAAGGGACGAUGGACGGGGCCAUGUACCGUCAAAUCUUGGGUGAGAACCUCCUUCCCUCAGCCAGGGCAUUGAAAAUGGGUCGUGGAUGGGUAUUCCAGCAUGACAAUGACCCAAAACACACGGCCAAGGCAACAAAGGAGUGGCUCUAGAAGAGGCACAUUAAGGUCCUGGAUUGGCCUAGCCAGUCUCCAGACCAUAAUCCCAUAGAAAAUCUGUGGAGGGAGCUGAAGGUUCGAGUUGCCAAACGUCAGCCUCGAAACCUUAAUGACUUGGAGAAGAUCUGCAAAGAGGAGUGGGACAAAAUCCCUCCUGAGAUGUGUGCAAACCUGCUGGCCAACUACAAGAAACGUCUGACCUCUGUGAUUGCCAACAAGGGUUUUGCCACCAAGUACUAAGUCAUGUUUUGCAGAGGGGUCAAAUACUUAUUUCCCUCAUUAAAAUGCAAAUCAAUUUAUAACAUUUUUGACAUGCGUUUUUCAGGAUUUUUUUGUUGUUAUUCUGUCUCACUGUUCAAAUAAACCUACCAUUAAAAUUAUAGACGGAUCAUGUCUUUGUCAGUGGGCAAACGUACAAAAUCAGCAUGGGAUCAAAUACUUUUUUCCCUCACUGUAUAUAUAUAAAGGUGCAUAAUGUAAUAAUGUAAAACUCACAGGAAUUUAAUGUAAAACUCAGUAAUGUAUAGGCCUGCAUAUUCCCCUUUCUAAAUACACCCGUAGUGUAAUCCAUCACUGUAAAUCCUGUAAUUAGUCACUAGACAUUACAACCGUCAGUCAAACCUGACCUCUCUCAUUUCUCUAAACUCUCUGUUUACUCAUAGUACCUGUGAUUCACUGAGCAAACACAUCCCUUUGUUCCCUUCUGCUGCUGACUCAAUGAUAACCUGUAUAGACUGGAGACAGAGAUGGUUUAUUCAAUCUAAUUGUGUGUUUGUCAUGCCCUGUAAUGUGUUUACCUUUCCAUCUCUCUCCCAGGAAACACCUCUUAGAUCCCAGUAAUGACUACAAGGUACAGCAGGGAGGGGUGACCAAUGGUUUUACAUAUCAUAUUAGUCUUGUACUGUUUAAAUUGCUGUACAGUAGCUAUUUAUAUAUGCUGGAAGUGAAAGUAUGAAAUGAAAGUAACCAUUUGAUGCUCACGUGUGUAUUCAGGUAGAGAGAGAGGACAUUGAGGCCCUGAUCCCCAAAGGAGCAUCUGAGCUGACCAAACAGCAGAUCCGCUACCUGCUGCAGGUAACACCAGGGGCAGACUGGGACAAAAAUUCAGCCCUGGCAUUUCAAUCACUGCGCCUGCUACUUACACACCCAGGCAGUAAUUCUACUGACACAUAACAUAGGCAACUUUACUCUACCAGUGACCGGUGAAACAUAGUCCUCCUCCUUUUUUAACCAGCUCAUGUUUAAGACAAGUACAACAUGUAAAAGCACCACUGGAAACACAACUCACCACUUUAACUGUGCCUCUGUUGCCUCCCUGUUGUGCUGUCUGUCUCUGCAUCUUCUCUGCUGUCACUCUGUCUCUGUCUGUCUGUCUGUCUGUAUGUCUGUCGGUCUGUUCUUCUCCUUUUUCUCCUCUCUGUCACUCUGUCUGUCACUCCUAAGUGUUAAUUGCUAUUAAAUAUAGAGCCAACAUAUUAAGGAACUGGCAGUACAUCUGUGUCUCUCUGUUUUCUUCCUACCUCCACUGCACUCAUCUCUGAGCUACAGUGGGGAAAAAAAGUAUUUAGUCAGCCACCAAUUGUGCAAGUUCUCCCACUUAAAAAGAUGAGAGAGACCUGUAAUUUUCAUCAUAGGUACACGUCAACUAUGACAGACAAAAUGAGAAAAAAAAAUCCAGAAAAUCACAUUGUAGGAUUUUUAAUGAAUUUAUUUGCAAAUUAUGGUGGAAAAUAAGUAUUUGGUCAAUAACAAAAGUUUCUCAAUACUUUGUUAUAUACCCUUUGUUGGCAAUGACACAGGUCAAACGUUUUCUGUAAGUCUUCACAAGGUUUUCACACACUGUUGCUGGUAUUUUGGCCCAUUCCUCCAUGCAGAUCUCCUCUAGAGCAGUGAUGUUUUGGGGCUGUCGCUGGGCAACACGGACUUUCAACUCCCUCCAAAGAUUUUCUAUGGGGUUGAGAUCUGGAGACUGGCUAGGCCACUCCAGGACCUUGAAAUGCUUCUUACGAAGCCACUCCUUCGUUGCCCGGGCGGUGUGUUUGGGAUCAUUGUCAUGCUGAAAGACCCAGCCACGUUUCAUCUUCAAUGCCCUUGCUGAUGGAAGGAGGUUUUCACUCAAAAUCUCACGAUACAUGGCCCCAUUCAUUCUUUCCUUUACACGGAUCAGUCAUCCUUGUCCCUUUGUAGAAAAACAGCGCCAAAGCAUGAUGUUUCCACCCCCAUGCUUCACAGUAGGUAUGGUGUUCUUUGGAUGCAACUCAGCAUUCUUUGUCCUCCAAACACGACAAGUUGAGUUUUUAUCAGAAAGUUCUAUUUUGGUUUCAUCUGACCAUAUGACAUUCUCCCAAUCCUCUUCUGGAUCAUCCAAAUGCACUCUAGCAAACUUCAGAUGGGCCUGGACAUGUACUGGCUUAAGCAGGGGGACACGUCUGGCACUGCAGGAUUUGAGUCCCUGGCGGCGUAGUGUGUUACUGAUGGUAGGCUUUGUUACUUUGGUCCCAGCUCUCUGCAGGUCAUUCACUAGGUCCCCCCGUGUGGUUCUGGGAUUUUUGCUCACCGUUCUUGUGAUCAUUUUGACCCCACAGGGUGAGAUCUUGCGUGGAGCCCCAGAUCGAGGGAGAUUAUCAGUGGUCUUGUAUGUCUUCCAUUUCCUAAUAAUUGCUCCCACAGUUGAUUUCUUCAAACCAAGCUGCUUACCUAUUGCAGAUUCAGUCUUCCCAGCCUGGUGCAGGUCUACAAUUUUGUUUCUGGUGUCCUUUGACAGCUCUUUGGUCUUGGCCAUAGUGGAGUUUGGAGUGUGACUGUUUGAGGUUGUGGACAGGUGUCUUUUAUACUGAUAACAAGUUCAAACAGGUGCCAUUAAUAAAGGUAACGAGUGGAGGACAGAUGAGCCUCUUAAAGAAGAAGUUACAGGUCUGUGAGAGCCAGAAAUCUUGCUUGUUUGUAGUUGACCAAAUACUUAUUUUCCACCAUAAUUUGCAAAUAAAUUCAUAAAAAAUCCUACAAUGUGAUGUUCUGGAUUUCUUUCCCUCAAUUUGUCUGUCAUAGUUGACGUGUACCUAUGAUGAAAAUUACAGGCCUCUCUCAUCUUUUUAAGAGGGAGAACUUGCACAAUUGGUGGCUGACUAAAUACUUUUUUUCCCCACUGUAUCUCUACUAAGCCUAGCAUCCUUUACCACACCACUGGUAACAGUGCCUGUAGUGGGCCCAGCAACAUCCUAGGGUAACACUUUAUUUUAAGGGUCCAUAAUAAACCAUUUGUAAGGCAUUAUAAGGCAUUUACAAACCAUUUGCUUACCAUUUAUUAAUCAUUACGCCCACAUUUGUAAAUGUUAGUAAGCUAGUUAUUCACACAUGUAUAUACACUGAGUAUACGAAACAUUAGGAACACUUUCCUAAUAUUCCCUUUUGCCCUCACAACAAUCUCAAUUCGUAAGGGCAUGGACUCUACAAGGUGUCGAAAGCGUUCCACAGGGAUACUGGCCCAUGUUGACUCCAAUGCUUCCCACUGUCAAGUUGGCUGGAUGUCCUUUGGGUGGUGGACCAUUCUUGAUACACACAGGAACCUGUUGAGCGUGAAAAACCCAGCAUCGUUGCAGUUCUUGCCACAAACCGGUGUGAAAUUUGGUCUAGAUGAUGAACAGGUAGCCUCAACUGCCGUUCAGACUUGCCGAGAUAAUCAGCAACCUAGCUAUCAGUGACCAGACAUUUUCAUGGAGACACACAGCAACUUAGCGCUCUGGGCCCGGUUUCCCGAUAGCAAUGCAACUUAGGCUUAGAAGGGUUUUAACAAUGCAUCAUUCCUACAACGGCCAAAGAUCCACAAUACUGACCACGGAUCAGCUCCUAGAGAGAUACAGUAUCACCUUAUGGCUGCAAAUAUUGAGGUGUCUUAUUCUAAUGCUUAUGUAGCCUAUAGGCCUGUUUAUGGUUUUAUGCAGUCAUCUCGGUUUUCAUUUGAAUCAUCUUUUUAUCCUUCGCUUGUUCAAUAUCAUAGACAUUGGCAACUUUGUAUUUGUAGUCAACUUCGUUACGAAGUUAUCGGCGGUCACAGAGAGACAGAUAAACAGCUUGAUUCAAUGUUAGCAGAGAUCUUCUGUGUAUAAAGUGGAAUGGAAGGGCAAAAACAAAUCUAACGAUGCACUUAGCUGUUCUAAAUAAAUAACGAGCGUUUUCAAGUGCAACUUUACUAACGAUGGUUUUGAUGUAACGAUGCUCCUACGAAGGUUCUAACGAUGAACUUAAUCUUAAAAUGAUUUUGGGAAACCAGGCCCUGGAUGACACAGCUAGAGACCAGUUGAAAAUGUUCCCCGUCUAUACAAAUUUCUGCGACGCGACUGCACGACAGGGCAGCUCUCGAUAGCAAGCUUUGAUAUUGGCUAACAACCAAACUGCUGUCAUGCUGUUUGAAGGAUAAAUUCACGAGGGGAGGUCUCAGUGACUUGAUCGCUGAUUAUCUCGACAAGGGUGAGUUCCUGGUAAGGAAAGAUUCUACACACCCUGGCCUGUUCAACCCUCUCUCAAUAGAAAACAUGUGACAAUGUCUAAGUGUCGGCAUUCAGUUAGUCUCCUGAGUGGCGCAGUGGUCUAAGGCACUGCAUCACAGUGCUAACUGUGCCACUAGAGAUCCUGGUUCGAAUCCAGGCUCUGUCGCCGCCGGCCGCGACCGGGAGACUCAUGGGCGGCGCACAAUUGGCCCAGCGGUCGUCCAGGGUAGGGGAGGGAAUGGCCGGCAGGGAUGUAGCUCAGUUGAUAGAGCAUGGCGUUUGCAACGCCAGGGUUGUGGGUUCGAUUCCCACGGGGGGCCAGUAUAAAAAAAAAAUAUGUAUUCACUAACUGUAAGUCGCUCUGGAUAAGAGCGUCUGCUAAAUGACUAAAAUGUAAUGUAAAUGUAAAUUACACUGGUCACUCAUAAUAUUUAUAAAGUAUAAAUAGCCCUCACUUUAGAUUAGGGGCUGCAAAAAUACUUUAAUAAUGAUUAGUAAAUAGUUUAUUAAUGUGGGAGUAAUGAUAAAAAUGUAUAAAUGCCUUAUAAAUGGAUUAUUACGGCCCCUUAAAAUAAAGUUACCCAUCCAGGUUGUGAAUUAAUAAACACAUAUAUUAGAGAAAGAAGAAAAUCACUGAAUAAAUGCCUUUAUAGAUGACCAUUGGCUUAUAUAAUACAUUAUAAAAGCCUAACUAUUCUGAACAAGGAGUAUGCUGAGGAGUAUUUCUAUUUUUAAUCAAGCCCUUUUGUGGGGAAAAACUCAUUCUGAUUGGCUGGGCCUGGCUCCCCAGUGGGUCGGCCUGGCUGCCAAGUGGGUGGGUCUAUGCCCUCCCAGGCCCACCCAUGGCUGCACCCCUGCCCAGUCAUGUGAAAUCCAUAGAUUAGGGCCUAAUUUAUUUAUUUCAAUUGACUGAUUUCCUUAUAUGAACUGUAACUCAGUAAAAUCUUUCAAAUUAGUGCAUGUCAAGUGUCCCCCCCCUUCCCACUUAGCUACGUGUUUAGAUAUUAGGCUACAUAUAAUUCAAUAGAAGAAAACAGAGAGCGAGAAGGAGAGAGAAAGACUGCCAGUUCCUUAAUGUUUUGGCUGCCAAUGGCUAUAUUAAGGAACUGGCAGUCUCUCUCUCUCCCUAUCUCUCAGUUUUCUUCUAUUGAAUUCAAUAUGACAGUCUAUGUUUGUCAAGAAUGAUGCCGGGAAUAGUUUAUAUGAAUGCAGAUAGAUUUCCAGCAUUGUGCUUCAUAUGCGUAUCUUUCUGCCAAGAAGUGACCGGCCUUUCAGCAAAUGAAAUAUGCGGGAGAUAGGCGGGACUUUCCUGCCUUCAGUGCGGUGGCUAUGUAAUGUAAUCUGACACUUGUUAGUCACUUGUUACUACAGCUCAUAAACUCACUCGCUGGGCUGAAGAGACUUAGAUUCAGAAGCAAAUAAACUUAGAUAAAACAAUUAAAAUACACAGACAGUCCCCGAAUAUACCUUUAUUGUAAUACAUGAUGACUUGUGUUUAGUAAAAAGCACUAUAUACAGAGUACGUGCCUAGUAGAUGGCUAUUGCCUUAACUAUGUGUUAUAAAAGCCAAUCUAACGACUUGUUAGGCUAUAUUGCAAGGAGCCUAGUGUCUAAAUAUUCCCCCGAAUCCCACUUCCCUAAUUAGCCUAUUAUAGUAGAUAUGAAAUAUAUUUCAUACAAUUUACAGCCAAAAUAUUAAGCCUAACAGGCAGCAGUAGGCUACAUAAUCUGUGUCAGUGUACAUGAGUGUGUAUUUCUCUGUUUUCUUCCUACCUCGACUGCACCACAGCAGCUGAUCUGUCAUUUCUCACAGACACAACACUCGGACCAACAGAACCAGAACUUUUAGAAAAUGCGUCGGCCUCGAGCCCUUUCCGUUUUUCUGUUUUGACUGAGUGACUGACAGAUUCAGGGCGGGUCUCACUCUCUGAUGAUGCGUGUUUGACUUUGAAUGUGAAUUUGCGCCAUCUCAGCUCAGCAAUCAGAAAACCAGGCAAGCCCAUCUUGGUAGGGGGGCCGGCCGUUGCCCACUGGUCAGUCAAAUGCUCAAUAUAGAUGUUUAUGACAACAGAGUUAUAGCGCAAAAGUCAUACAAAGAAACAGGCCCAUGGGCCACUGGCCGUGUCCAUUAUUUUUAAAAAUAUUUAAUACAGUGGGGGAAAAAAGUAUUUAGUCAGCCACCAAUUGUGCAAGUUCUCCCACUUAAAAAGAUGAGAGAGGCCUGUAAUUUUCAUCAUAGGUACACGUCAACUAUGACAGACAAAAUGAGGAAAAAAAAUCCAGAAAAUCACAUUGUAGGAUUUUUAAUGAAUUUAUUUGCAAAUUAUGGUGGAAAAUAAGUAUUUGGUCACCUACAAACACGCAAGAUUUCUGGCACUCACAGACCUGUAACUUCUUCUUUAAGAGGCUCCUCUGUCCUCCCCUCGUUACCUGUAUUAAUGGCACCUGUUUGAACUUGUUAUCAGUAUAAAAGACACCUGUCCACAACCUCAAACAGUCACACUCCAAACUCCACUAUGGCCAAGACCAAAGAGCUGUCAAAGGACACCAGAAACAAAAUUGUAGACCUGCACCAGGCUGGGAAGACUGAAUCUGCAAUAGGUAAGCAGCUUGGUUUGAAGAAAUCAACUGUGGGAGCAAUUAUUAGGAAAUGGAAGACAUACAAGACCACUGAUAAUCUCCCUCGAUCUGGGGCUCCACGCAAGAUCGGUCAAAAUGAUCACAAGAACGGUGAGCAAAAAUCCCAGAACCACACGGGGGGACCUAGUGAAUGACCUGCAGAGAGCUGGGACCAAAGUAACAAAGCCUACCAUCAGUAACACACUACGCCGCCAGGGACUCAAAUCCUGCAGUGCCAGACGUGUCCCCCUGCUUAAGCCAGUACAUGUCCAGGCCCGUCUGAAGUUUGCUAGAGUGCAUUUGGAUGAUCCAGAAGAGGAUUGGGAGAAUGUCAUAUGGUCAGAUGAAACCAAAAUAGAACUUUUUGGUAAAAACUCAAGUCGUCGUGUUUGGAGGACAAAGAAUGCUGAGUUGCUUCCAAAGAACACCAUACCUACUGUGAAGCAUGGGGGUGGAAACAUCAUGCUUUGGGGCUGUUUUUCUGCAAAGGGACCAGGACGACUGAUCCGUGUAAAGGAAAGAAUGAAUGGGGCCAUGUAUCGUGAGAUUUUGAGUGAAAACCUCCUUCCAUUUGCAAGGGCAUUGAAGAUGAAACGUGGCUGGGUCUUUCAGCAUGACAAUGAUCCCAAACACACCGCCCGGGCAACGAAGGAGUGGCUUCGUAAGAAGCAUUUCAAGGUCCUGGAGUGGCCUAGCCAGUCUCCAGAUCUCAACCCCAUAGAAAAUCUUUGGAGGGAGUUGAAAGUCCGUGUUGCCCAGCGACAGCCCCAAAACAUCACUGCUCUAGAGGAGAUCUGCAUGGAGGAAUGGGCCAAAAUACCAGCAACAGUGUGUGAAAACCUUGUGAAGACUUACAGAAAACGUUUGACCUGUGUCAUUGCCAACAAAGGGUAUAUAACAAAGUAUUGAGAAACUUUUGUUAUUGACCAAAUACUUAUUUUCCACCAUAAUUUGCAAAUAAAUUCAUAAAAAAUCCUACAAUGUGAUUUUCAGGAUUUUUUUCCUCAUUUUGUCUGUCAUAGUUGACGUGUACCUAUGAUGAAAAUUACAGGCCUCUCUCAUAUUUUUAAGUGGGAGAAAUUGCACAAUUGGUGGCUGACUAAAUACUUUUUUCCCCCACUGUAUUCAUUAUUUUCUUUGUCCAUUUUGACGGCCAAUCCGCCCAUGGACAACACAUAUUCCUUUCGUUGUUCCACUAUGCCUGAAACUGGCUCAUAAAACCUCACCUAACCUCCUAUCUCUCUCUGUCUCUGUCUCUCCUUUUUUCUCACUUUUCUUUCAUCAAUAUCUCUCCUUUAUUUUCUUUCUUUCUCUCUCGCUCUCCCUCCCUCACUCCCUCGCUCCCACCCUCUUUCUCCUCCCUCAUUCUCAGACCCGUUUGACAGCAGACAAGACCAUGCGUCUCCUUCUGACUACCUUCAGCAGUCUGAGGGAGGAGCUGAUCCACAUGUCAGAGGACCUGAGGGUAUGACCUGGGGCCUGGGCCCCUAUAGGAACCUCUUAUGCUCUUAUCUUAACUGUCUCAUUGAGAUAUACAUGCAGGCAGGCCAUCUUACAGUCUUACUGUCUCUGUCUCUUUUCUCCCAGCGUCUGGAGAGUGAGAAGCAGUCCCUGGAGAGAGACCUGAGCUUCAAGGCUGACCAGGCUGAGCAGUAUGACCGCCUCCUAGAGGCCAUACGAGAGAACAACAGACAGCUACAGGUAGGUGUGUGUGAGAAUUUGUGAGAGUGUGUAUGUGUGUGUCUUCUACUGUGUGUUUGCCUGCGUGUACACCUCCUCUGUAGGUGUUUUUGAAAGAGAGUAUCUCUGCCCUGUAUGUUAGUGCAAUGGGUGUAUGACUGUGUGAGUAACUCUAUCCAUCCAUCCAUAUAGAUAUCUCUGAAGGAAAGCAGCUCCAGCCAGCGGACCCUGGAGACUCAGCUCCUGAGCAGCCGCACUACAGACUCAGGCAGGGACUUCCGCAUCAAAGAACUGGAGGGCAGCUACCGAGCCAUGGAGAAGGAAAACGAGAUGCUCAAACAGAAGGUACUCUAACGCUACCCUCCUCCAUCUCUGACUCUAACCCAUCUCACUUCAGAUAAUAAAUUCUUAGCAAUUCGUCCUACUCAUGAUGACUGAACUCAUAGAUCGAAUUUCCUUAACUAACUUGUGUCUCCCUCUGUAUCCUUCUUCAUCCAGUUGGCUGGCCAGUGCAGCAGUAGCACCAUUCAGAUGAAGACAGAGGAGCUGUCACGUCAGUACUCGGAGCAGCUAGCUGCCCUGCGCCAGGAGAAGGACAAGGAACUGCAGAGCCUCAGGGUGAGAAGCCUACAGGGAUGCAUGGAUACAGGGAUGCGGCCUUCCUGCUCUGGUGGAAGUACUGUAGCAGUACUGACUGUGCUUGUGAGAAGAAAUAUGGGUAGCUAGUGGUUAUACUGACUGUGAGUGUCUCUGACUAUCUGUCUGUCUGUCCAGACCCAGCUGACACGGAUCACCACAGAGUACACCACAGAGAGGUCAGGUGACAAGAGCCUGCAGCUUCGCAUCACACAGCUGCUGGCAACACUGGAGCAGCGGGAGGUCAUCAUCAAACGUCAGGAAGAGGUCAGGGGUCAUAGCUACUGGUCACUGGUCAGCCCGGCCCCUUAGACACAGAUCUAGGAUCAGAUCUAGGAAAUGCCUACUCCUGUAAUUGGAAAAAACUAGAACCAAACUAACCUAACAGUUUUGGAGUAGAAAAACAGCCUGCUUCUAGGGUCUGUUCUCACCCUGCUUCUAGGGUCUGUUGCCUAAUUUGUUCCCAUAAUCAAGUGAUUGGUUUUGGUAAGGCCAGUCUGACUAUAUUCUCCCACAGUGGUUGUGAUAAUGUGGCUCUGAAGGAUCCUUUCAUUUCAGCUCAGGAAUGUAUUUACCUGACACGUCGUACACCUUUAGCUCCAUCAUUAACACCUGUUUUACGGCACAGGCCUCAUUCCUCCUCCUCCCUCCCUAUUCACCUUUGACCUCCUAUCUCUGACUUCUGACCUUUAACCUCCAGGAGAUUUGGCGGUUGCAGCAGGAGAAGAAGAGCGAAGGCUCCAGGAACGUCACCACGACCACUAUCACCAAAAGGUCAGCCCCCCACAAUACCAUGAGCCUAUUCUAUGGGGAAUAUUUGGGGUAGUAGCGCCCUUAAAAUGGGUUAAUGUAAUUUGGGAUGCCUCGUGUGGUAUUUCCCAAAACAGGAAUUUGUACUGGUGUACAGUAGGUACAUAACCAACCAGUAUGCGGUCCUUACUGUGUAUAACUGAUGUGUAGGUACAGGAACCAGUACCCUCUCCUGGGCCUGCUGACUGAUGACUACAAUUCCACAUCGCCCGUCAAGGAUACCAAGACCAUCGUAAUCCAGAGCCGGACAGGGGAGAUGAUCAAACAGGUAGAGUAG